AUACAAGUCUAGGCAUCACGAUCUUCACAUUUAGUAAAGAGCUUCCCAUUUUCUGCCAUCACUUUGCAUUAGCAGAUCUUCAGUGGGUCCAGGUCCCCCGGUGAGAAAGCACAGUAGCUAGAGCAGCAUUUUGCCUGAGGAUUUGUUGAGUUUCAUUAGGUCUUACCAUUGCUCACUGAGCUCCAGAACACAUCCUUAUCUCCAGCGGCGGCAGAGGAGCUCUGGAGGAUGGGAAGAGGUCCAUGGCUCAGGCAGGUCCUCCCUGCUCUCCUAACUUGUUGCCUGGUCCCAGCCUCCAGCCAGAUCCGAUACUCGGUCCCGGAAGAGCUGGAUCACGGCGCGUUUGUGGGGAACAUCGCUGAGGACCUGGGUCUGGACAUCUCCAAGCUGUCCCCAAGGCGCUUCAGAAUCGUGUCCGGGACCAACAAGCAGCAUCUGGAGGUCAACCUGGAGAACGGGAUCCUGUUCGUCAAUGAAAAGAUAGACCGGGAAGAAGUUUGUGAGUUCCAGCCGGUGUGCACCCUCCACUUGCAGGUGGUGAUGGAGAACCCCCUGGAGCUGUACCGGGUGGAGGUGGAGAUCCUGGACAUUAACGACAACGCGCCCAGCUUCCCCUGGCAUGACUAUGUGCUUGAGGUGACCGAGUCGGCGGCGCCCGGUGCCCGCUUCCCGCUCGAAAGUGCCCAGGACCCCGAUGUUGGGGCCAACUCGCUGCGGACCUACAAGCUAAGUCCUAACGGGUUCUUCUCCCUGGAGGUCCAGAGCCGGAGCGACGGCAGCAAAUUCGCAGAGCUGGUUCUGGAGAGACCCCUGGACCGGGAGCAGCAGAAGACCCAUCGGGUGCUCCUCACUGCCAUGGAUGGUGGCAUCCCUGAGAGGUCAGGGACUGCUCUGGUCACCAUCAGCGUUUUGGAUGCUAAUGACAACGUUCCCACCUUCGACCAGUCCUUCUACCGAGUGAGUCUGCCGGAAAAUGUCCCCAAAGGCACUCUGGUGAUAAAACUCAACGCUACCGACCUGGAUGAGGGCACAAACGGAGAGAUAGAGUAUUCGUUCAGCGGACAUGCCCCCCAGAAGGUGAGGGACCUCUUCAUGGUGGAACCUCGUACUGGCCAGGUGAGGGUAAAGGGGGUUCUGGACUACGAGAAGUCCAACCUGUAUGAGCUCUAUGUCCAGGCUAAGGACAGGGGGCCCUCGGCGGUGGCCGUGCACUGCAGGGUCCUGGUCAACCUUCUGGAUGUUAAUGACAAUGCUCCUGAAGUCAUCCUCACCUCGGUGUCCACCCCAGUCAUGGAAGACGCUCCACCCGGCACGGUCAUCGCCGUGAUCAGCGUUAUGGACCGAGACUCCGGGGACAACGGGGAUGUCAACUGCGAGAUCCCCAAAAACGUCCCCUUCCAACUGCACUCUUCCUACAAAAACUACUACACUCUGGUCACUACCGAGGUCCUGGACCGGGAGGUGGUGUCUGAAUACAAUAUUACCAUCAGUGCCAGGGAUUUUGGGUCUCCACCACUCAUGACCAGAAAGGUCAUCUCUGUCCAAGUCACUGAUAUUAAUGAUAACAUACCCACCUUCCUCCACCCCUCCUAUACGGUGUACGUGAUGGAGAACAACCCUCCUGGGGCAUCUAUCUGCUCUGUCACUGCCCUGGACCCUGACUGCAACCAGAAUGCCUACCUGUCCUACUCAAUCAUGGAUGGUCAGAUUCAGGGCAUGCCAGUGUCUACCUAUGUCUCCAUUAACUCGGACAGUGGCAAUAUCUAUGCCCUGCGCUCUUUUGACUACGAGCAAAUCAGGAACUUUCAGAUCAGGGUCCAAGCUCAAGAUGCUGGCUUCCCUCCCUUGAGCAGCAACGUUACGGUCAACGUCUUUAUUCUUGAUCAGAAUGACAAUGUCCCAAUUAUCGUGUACCCUUUGCCAAAGAAUGGUUCGGUGGCCACUGAUGUCAUUCCUAGGUCUGCUGACCCUGGGUACUUGGUGGGCAAGAUCUCAGCCAUGGAUGCAGAUUCUGGCCAAAACUCUCGCCUCUCCUAUCAGAUAAUUCAGGCUUCUGAUGCUAGCCUUUUUAGCGUUGCCCUGUACACCGGAGAGCUAAGGACCAUUCGUGCUUUGUCAGACAAAGAUGCAAUCAGACACAAACUCCUGAUUCAAGUAAAAGAUAAUGGGCAACCCUCAUUAUCCACUUCUGUCUCCAUAGUUCUGACUGUGGUGGACAGCCUCCCAGAGACCCUGUCUGAAUUAAAUGAUGUGCCUUUAAAUUCAGACCCUGCUGCCACCUCAUCUCUAACUCUCUAUUUAAUAGUGUCCCUUGGCUCUGUGUCCUUUACAUUCCUGGUGGCUAUAAUUGUCCUUACAGCCAUUAAAUGUCACAAAGACAGGCUGUCCCUACAGGAUUACAAGUGUUCCAUGCCUACUUGUUGCUGUUUAAGAGCUGGAGCCCCUGGAGGGGUCUUUAAAAACUCAAAUAUCAACCUACAGAUUUCAUCUGGGAAUAAAGUUCAGACGAAUUGUAUGGAAUCCUCAGGGAAUGGUCCUCAAAACUAUUGUUACAAAGUCUGCCUGACUCCAGAAUCAGCUAAGAGUGACUUCAUGUUUCUCAAACCCUAUAACUCCACCACACAAAAUAAUGAAAAAAUCCCAGAAAAAGGGGCCCCUGGGAGAGGUGGACAGAACCAAAGUGCUGUGAACAAUGCAGUCAACGAGGUAAAAAAAAAAAGUAAUAAUAAAAAGAUAGAAAAAGAAAAAAAUGAAAUGAGUUUUCUCCUAGAAUGGAGCUUCUAAUCCACAUCUAGCAGCUGUUGCAAUCCACCGUGCCUGAUAGAAAUUUUCAGUAGAAAUUGGAACAUGUGAACCCUUUCAGUGCCGGCUGUAGAGCUGAGCAAUAGGCUGAUUUCCUACACUCAUUGAUGGGGUUUUGCUUUUUUCAGCAUGCCUCACGUUGGCAGACACAGAACUGGCAAUUAAUAUAUAUAUAUAUAUAUAUUUUUUUUUUUUAACGUUUUUUUUUACAACGUCAAAUCCCACUACGCUGAGCCAGGGGUAGGUUGGCUAAGUGUGCUGGGAGUUGUAGUGCACAACAGUUAGACUGGCAGAUAUAAUCUAGGAAAGCACCCUUCUCCAGCCUCCCUCCUCUCCAAGGUAGUGGAAAUAGAUCUUCCUGCCUUGAAAGGGGGGGAGGAGGGAGAUUCUCUAAGGGGUGAUUUUAGAGUUAAUGUAACAGUUAAAAAAUAAUGAUUUAAUUAAAGGGCUCCGUGCACGGUAUGCUGAGAUAGUAUUUUUAUUAUAAGCAGUAAAACCCAAAUAUAACCAUAGGAACAGAGAGGGGGGGACGCUGCACUUCAUCCUGUUCAUGUAUUCCUCAUAAGCAUCCAAGGGCAUUAGCUUUAUGUUUUAUCUCUCUGUGUCCCCACUUCCAUCCCGUGUUAGUAAUUUAUGUCUCACAAUUAUUCUGUUCAAACUCCAAGGGCGUCCUUCAGGAUGGACCGAAUGGAUCCUUUCCAUAGCUGUGUUGUCAUUGCUUUACGUGUGACACAUGAAAUCAGUGUCUGAGAGCAUUGAAUCACUGAUCAGUCAGCCUAUAAAUCCUGCCAUGGAGCAUUAUGUGCCUUACUGGGAUAGCAGCACAUUUACUAUACACUGCCUGGGUACGGCUCUCUUAGACAGACACUCUGAACACUAACAAAGCACCAGUGGGUCUGUAAGGGGAAUCAAUGCAUUGCAAUCUGUAUAAUGAGAGAAGGCAGAGCGUGCUAUGGAAUAUUGUGUAUCAAGGUUAACAGUGGCAGAACACACACACACACACCACAUCAUCACACACAUACACACCGCGCAAACACCCACACACGUGUGUCACAGACAUACACACAAACAUUAUGCACAUGCAGACAAAGGCACAAUAUGCACAGUAAUGAGAACACACACAAUAAGAGUACAUACAGAAUACAUGCAGAUAAAAUACAUUGCUUAUUAUAUUGUUAAAAGCAAUAACAUAAUAAUGAAAUAAAUAUUAUUUAACAUAUAGUCACACACACAAUAUACACACCGUUACAUAUUAUUAUUAUUAUUACACAAUAUAUACAUUAUUACACAUUAUUAGAGCAAACAAUCAUACUAUACACACAUAAAGCAUUAUAUAGCACGAGUCCCAGACAGGAUGCGGUAUCUCUAUAUAUCAAACAGGGCAGAGUGCAGUCAUCUCACACUCUGUGUGUCACCUGUAGCUCAGGGACAUUGAAGGCUCCUUGUUGAGCUUGGGAAGGUUACUCAGAGCAGCCCCAAUCUGUAAAUGCUUUGUACGGUAUGGUAAUUACCAUUCAUCGAAGCUGAAAAAUAAAUCAGCACCUGGAUGGAACACAAACAAGCCAGACAUAUCUGAGAGAGGCUAAGGUAUUGAAGCAAGAAAAGAGCAAUCACUGGCUCUGCAAAUUGCAAUGAUGUCUAUGCAUGACUGCAUUUGGAUAUCAGUUGUGUGCCAGGUGCUGUUGUUAGAAGAAACCAAGACCUUGAUUUGCUGCUAUUAUCCCAUUUUCUGUGAUCCGCUUGGUGUCUGUUAAUUUCAUACUGAAUAUCAUGCACAAAGCAGGACAUGAUCUAAGUGUAUUGCAGUUUACGCAGAUAACCACGAGAUGGCGCGUUUUGAAUAAGAAAAUCCAUAACAAUAAAAUUGCUCUAUAAUGUCUCACAAGAAAAAAACCCAAACACGACAUAUUAUACAAAAUUACUAUGAUAGUACCUUUUAUUUACAUGAUAUUAAAAUGCUGGAAGUAAUAAUAAUAAAAAAAAAAGUCACAACAUUGUUCUUUAAAUCAGCCGCACUAAAGGGGAAUUACAUCCAGAAUACAAGUUAGGGGUAAUGCCUUAUCUUAUUACAGCAGUCUUUUGAUCUGUGCAGUUACAAUUUUCUUGUGUACCUUAAUGCAAUUAUCUAGCAAGAUCUGCUAGGAGCAACAAUUUCACUUUAUAGCAGAUCACAGCAAGUAUAAUGGGACUAGUAUUAUCAUCACAAGAUAGAAAUAAGCCUAUUUUGUGUGGGAUAUCAUUGCAUGAAAUGUGUUUUAACCCCUUCUGACCAGGGAAAUCCUUUAUUAUCAUGAUAGUGUCCAUCCAUUGCAAUGGUCCGGUAGAAGGUAAUCACUUUUUUUUUUUUUUAAAUUGUGUAGGAUAUCAUUGCCCAGAAAGGGGUUUUAAUCAGCUCAUUAUGUGAUAUUUCUGACAUGCAUUGGUCAUGUUAGGUUUACCUGUAUAGAAUGUAGACGCACAUAAAUAUAACAUAGACAAAAUGUAAUGCUUAAGUUCAUUCAUUAAAAAGGGUAAAUGCUGUGGCAGAUACAAAAAAGCGGAGCAUCGCCUGACUUGUUUCUUGUUAUUAUUUUCCAUUUAUUUAAAAAAAUAUGAGGCUGAUAUCUCUAGUAGUUAGCGUAGCUGUUCAUACAACUCACUGGUCACCUGUCAUAUGAAAAUUUGCCACAACACCUUUUUAUAUGUUUUGUAAAAAAAGAUUUACAAAAAAAAACAAAACCGGAGCAUAUUGCUAAAUGUGUUUGUGAUAGAAAACUGCUCACUGGCCAAGAGCAGAUACACUCAAACAAUGCGUGUUCCAUUGACAUGGGAAGAUUUUGGACUGCUAUUUUGAUAAACCCCAACAAAAAUUGAGGUAAUGCUAAAGUAAAUUAAAUUAAAUGAUUGUCUACUUAUCCAUACUAGAGUAUAAUCCUAAUUUAAAGUAAAACGCUAAGGUCCAUAACCACUAAGGAAUGCUGUAGUGAUUAUGGUGCCAGAAGUGCCCUGAUGUCAUAAGUAGUAAAAUCAUUUUAAAAUCAUCUUAGUAAGAUCUGACAACUUACAUGGGUCUGCAGUCACCUAUGAUUGUAUCCUCUGCUUCUCCUUUAGGAUAAAUCCGUUAGCUAAGCAGGGCCAUGCUCUCAGCCAACGAACAUGGACCUGAUUUGCUGUGUUUUUUUCCUGUGGAGACAUCUAGCUUGUCCUGCAGGAGAAAACCAGAUACAGUGUACGUACUACUAGUAAGCUGAGUUGCCCAAGAGCACCAUGGAUGAUGCUGAUGAUAAGUGGUUAAAACGUAAUCUCUGUCCUACAUAUCAUUUUUUUUUUUAAAUAUUACUAUAACAGGUGCAUCUGUGCCAUUUGUGUGUGGGAGGCAAUUUGAUUGGCUGAGAGCAUUAUCUGACAAGUUCUUGUUCUGCAGUUUAUUUACUGGUCCGCUGGUCGGUGGGAAUGCCGAUUCCUGAAAUCUCAUAUGGCAACACUGACGCUGGCUGCUGUGCAUGCUCCUGGCGUUAUGCUGUCACAAAUAACAGAAUUAGACCUAGCCACCCUCUCAUGACAUUUUGGGGGUGUGGUCAUGGCAAUUACACCCCCAGCCCAUAAAACAGUGCCUAACUUGCUUUCUCUUUGACCCAGUAAUGCCUUUAUACUUUUUUGAAUUACUGUUACUUACCCGGCUUUCCACUUGACUAUAGUGUAUUAUGGUUUCCCUCUUACCAUCUAUCUGAAUUCUGGUUUCCCUUGACUCUGGCUAGUCCUAACUAUUCUACCUGUCUAUAUAUUGUGAAGUCUAUCCUCUAAGACCAUGUAAGGAGUUUUAUUACUGAGAUAAUGCUUUGCGUAGCGGAGUUUUGUACUUGUCCUUGACACAGGUUCAGCCAAUCAAUGACAUCUAAAUUUGUAUUGCUUAUGUAGCAAUAUGAAGAGGAAAGGUUUGGGUCAUCAGUGCCUGUGGGACCCUAGGUUUGAUUUAAAUCACUUACAAAUGGUGGCUCUAGUUGCCUUCUAACAUUGCCCGCUAGUUGUUUUGUAUUUAGAGACACCCUUGAAAGGUUGAAGACAUAGCUCCACAUUUUAAACUCAUAGGCCCUAUAUCACAUAGAUAAGCCAUGUCUCAUCACCCUAUCCAUGUGCUUUAGGCCAUAUUUACAUAGAAAAUAGACAGUAUCAGACUCGAUGCUACAUUACUGAGUUUAUAUUUCUCUUGACAGUUAUCUGCUUAUGCUGCCAAUUCAACAUAUUUUCAUAUAUAUCAUUAUUCUUUAAAGUCAUUUGUAUUUUAGUUGGUAUUUUUCAAAUUGAGAUUACGGUAUAUUUAUCUUCAGCAUGGGGCCUGAUUUCUGUUUGCUAUCUUUUUGGCUCACUAUCCGAGGCAAUUUAGUAAAUUUAUGUAUAGCGAUGUACAUGCUGAAAUGGAAUACAUGAUAUUCCUAAUAUUAUUGUGAGGGUUUGUUCAUCUUACUGUAGAUAUAGAUUAUAUAUAAUUCCAUGCAAUUCUCCCAGUAAAUUACCUGACUUUGCUGUAUACAUCAGGUGAUGUACUGUAUAAUUGUAUAAAUUGUUUAUAUUCUGCUCAGGUUCUGCUGUUGUUUAAAGAUAGAAAAAUAGGCCUUCAAUGAAGCUAAGCAAUUAACAGAAGAAAUUACUAUUAAAACAAUGAUCUAUUAUCAGAUAAGAAAAAUGACUGGUAUCUUGGUAUUACAGAGAGAAGCAAUAUAAUAAAUGUAUUUCACUAAAAAAAAUGAUCAUAAUCAUUUGUCUGGCGCAGUUGCACCUAAACAAAAACCUCUGUUGAUAUCAUGGCUACAUAUCAAAACUUCCUGUUGUGCCAAGUGCCAAAAAAAGGAGAACAUGCGAUAUACAAAAUCAAAUGCAAUUAUGGUUUAAUUAUUUAUUUAAACAUAUCUUUUCCAUUUAAGCACAACCUGAUCAUAAUUCCUUACCUAUUAAAUCCAUUUAGACUUAAAUGUCUGAAAAGUACAGAACAUCAAAAAACGAAACAUUUACUAGAACUGCUCAGAAUGACAUUUUACAUUGAUAUUUGGUGGUAAAUGCACUCUUUCGGUGUACAGUGCAGGUGGCAACUAGUUAGGACUUACAGGCUCAUUCACUAACCUGAGAAUUCGAAGUGAAUUUAAAAUUUAAGGUCAAAGUAGCCGUACUGGAAGCAAUAGCUGAAUUAAAGAAUUUUCUAUAUAUAGCUACAGCUGAUUAUCUUAGCGUUGGUAAUAUCGUAUUUCCCCAUUCCCUUGUAUUCUCUCCUUAAAAAAAGGCUUAAAUGCUCUUGAUAUUAAACGAAAUGUCCUGCUUUCCUGUUAAAGGAUUUUCUUUAGUCUGAUAAUUCCACCAAUCAGAUAUCUGCUUCAGGAAUUCCCCAUAUAUCAUUGAUACAUGUAGAUCAAAAGUGAAAGCAAAUAAAAUCACUUGUAUAGGGCUGACAAAUAUUUUAUUGUCUGGUCUAUUAUUGCAAAGCAUGUUCUUCAUGCAUAGGGAUUUAUAUGGCUUUAUAUUUCUUUAUAAUAACAAAAAGAAUUUCAACAGAAAAUCACACGGAACACAUACUGUGGCUUUACUCACACAUGGUCUUUGUGAGAAGGCCUUCGGACUCCUAAUACCUGAGGGAGGAUUUGUUGCGUUAAAACCACAGUGAAAGAAACUAUGAUUUUGCAUAAAACGUGAAAGCUAAAGACAUCAUCCCUUUGAUAUGCUUGUGCUCUUUGUAAUUUUAUUGAUAUUAGUUUAGGCGAUUUUUACCACUAUCAGAAGAAAUGUCACUUGCAUCAUUUAAAGUUGAUUUUUUUUCUUUUUUAAAUAAAGCUGGUUUACUUGGGAAGCAGUGCAGUUAAGUACAGGCUUAUCAUAUGUAUCUUUUCAACUCAUCUUUUGGCCAUAAUUAUGCAAUUUGGGUGUUAACAUCUAGAUUGUGAACACUGGCUGGCAUAGCACCUAUAGGCUAUUGGCAGCAUAACCACUAGACCAUACUGGUUCUAGUACUGAGGGUUCUAGUGAUUUAAAAUCCUAAGGGAGAGCCAGACUAGCAGGGCAGAUGGAAUCGUUGUUUGCGUAAUUGUGACGAGACCAAUCUCGCCACUGUGCAUUAGAGGAGCUUGGUUGCCCGUCUGAUGCCUUUAGACUAUGGCCCCAUGUUGAAACGCUUGAUUUUCCCCUGCGAAGACACGAAAGCCGGGUCAUUCGGUGCUUGUCCUGUUUGAGCGGUGAUACCCCAGAUAGCUAUGCCAUGGAGCCCAUUCGUAUAAUGAAAGACUAUGGGAAAGACUUUGGCUCCAUGGCAAUUGAACUGUAUGUGUGUGCUCUGAGCGCCAUUCAGUAAUAAUGUGCGCUCAGAUCUGAGCUAUCUGGGAUAUGUUGAAUGUACCUGUUUUGUGCAAUGGCUGCACAGUUAUAUGUUUUUAUGUGUUUUAUUGUCUUUUGCUGCCAUGUGUUCAAUGGAGUUUUGCCUCUGUCCUUGGAGAUAAUUGGAUUACUUCCCAAUUAUCUCCAGGAUAGAAGACUCUGUGGAACUGGUUUUGGGUAGAAAAGCCAUGCUUCCUUUGGUCACAAAGGACUACGAUCUAUCUUUUGAACCACUGGACCAAUUUGUAUGAUUUUGACAUAUGUUUGUAUUUGGAGUAUGCUGAUUCUGAAAAUGUAAGUUUUAUGUGAAUGUGAUGCAUACUUUUAAAGUUAUGAAUAAUGUUGAAAAACUGUAUUUCUCUGCCGGUGAUAAUUACAUUACCCAUUGUGUAAGGUAAUUGUAUCACAGGCAGAGGGGAGGAUUUUGUGUGGGAGUGUCUGAGUGUAUUGUACAUGUUUAUUGGUUGUUUUCCAAAACCCGGUGGGUGGUACUAAUGUGUAAGAAUGUGUACAUAAGAACAAUAAACCCACAGCUCUGUCUGUUCACUGCUUGACCCUCAACACGGAGCUUUGUCUCGUUCUUGGGGGCAUUUACUGUAUGCUGUUCCAGUUUGACUGCUAGGAGUGUAAACCUAUUUGUAUGGUUUUUCCUAUUCGGCUGUUUACAGCAUUCAUGUGGUUCUGGUUCAGCUGUUUAUGGCAUUCAUAUGCUUCUCCGGUUCGGUGGAUUAGUGUCUACAGUAGCUGUGCCUGUGUCUCUGGAAGGGAAGAUCUACUAAACGGCGGUUUAACCCUUUUAUGCCCUGGGUGCCGUUACAGUAAUUAUCACUAAAAAUAUUAUUUAACCCAAACUAAAAAUGUACAGUGCAGAGCAUACUUUAUAAAUAGAACAUCCUCAGAGCCUUUUAACAAAAUAGUACAUAGUAGUGAAUUUCAUGUGAAUUGCAUAUUUGAGCAAAAUAAUACAUUUGGAAACAUUCUUAGGGAUAGGAUAAAUCAAUCCCAUUGUGACCUUGAUUUCUUGAAAAUCCUCAAAUGCAAUUGGUUCUGAAGAGGUUGCGUUAUUGGCUGUCUCCAGAAACUGUACAAAUCUAGAAGGUGUAGGAAGGAGUUAUUAAAACGAAAAACAAACCAUCUUUAUUCUGAGCUCGUAAGGCCAAUCUUCAAGUUAGUCUUUCAUUUUUACCCUUGUAAUUAGUGUUGUCCAGGAGAUAUUCGCUAAUAUCUGAUAGCAGAUGUCUUUAGUCACCUUUACUGUUCAGUUUUUUAAUUGAUCAUUAGGCAAUUAUAGCUCAACUAUAAAAUUCAUACCACAGUUUAUCAAUGUUGUGAUUUAACCUUAUCAUCCUAGCAAAUUGCUUUUAUAAUGUAUUGCUUUGUAAAUUUCUCUUUCAUCGUGACUUCUGUUAAGUUACACUUUUGAAAUAAAUUGGUUCAGGUUAGCACCUUAUAUGGCAUCAAAUCCUUUAUCUAUAGUGGUUUCUACAUCACUCACCUAACAGAUUUAUUUAAACUGGCAACACAACAAUGAUUCAUAACAGGAGGAUGGGUAGGUCUUGCCUCCAUUCAUACAAAGUAAAUUUGUUAAAAUAACUUAAAUCAUAACUUUCUGUUCCAACUGUCAUUGUGGUUAGAUGACAAAUACUAGUGAUCUAUGUUCCUGAUUUAUACCACUGUCAGUGGUGUACAUACUGCGACCCGUCACACACGGGAAGCCCGGCCGCCUUGCGGACCCCUGCGAUGAGGUGCCUGACAGCCAUGUGUUGCGGCCCCAGCCGUGCUGUAUAAUUGCUGGGGCCGUACGUGUAGGGGUCCAUCGGGUAGCCCAUGCUGUUAGGGCCACCCGAUGGAAAUGAAUAUCAUGUGGGUGGGCCCCAUGGAUCAGUUUUUCACCGGGGCCCUAGUGUACGCCACUGACCACUGUUCAUUCCUUUUACUUGGCCAGUAGUAUACCUUGAGGACUGGUUUGGGAAUACCUGCUCUCCACUACAGAAAGAGACUUAUAGUGCUGUUUACUAUAGUCACAGCAGUCAAAAAUUUAAAGUGAAUUUCUAAUUUAAGGCCAAAAUAGUGGAAUUGGAAAAAUGAUCAGAUAUGCUUCCAGUUCUGCAAUAUUGGUGUAAAAUUUACUUAGAAUUCCCAAAUGACUUAAACAAAUUAGAAUAAAAGGGGGAAAAUAUAAGGCUGUAAAUCUUAAUACCUCUCCUAUUCUAUCAGUUCAUUUGAAUGCAAGAAGCCACAGGCUGGAGAAUAAGAGCAUUUCACGUGAAUAAAUACAUACUAUUCGAUUCUAUUUUAAAAUACAUACAGGCGUACAAGCUUUAUCUUUAAACUUAUUAGCCAAACAAGCCUGCUGUUUCCUGACAUAUAAAACAUAUACAGGGCUGCGUUACUUUCCAUCCAUAUUUAUAAAGAAUACCGUGUAACUGUCAGGCAAACAAUGGUAAGAUGAAUUACUAUGCUUGAAUUGCCCUGCGUGUCUCCUUGAACAACAUGCUAACACACCAGUAGUGCUCACUCUGCUUACAUGAUUCAUCCAACUCAGGUUUCUUUCAGAUUUUAAUAAACCAAAGAGCUGCUUAAAUAGUCGUCAUCUUGGCUGGAUCGUAUUAGAUUUGUUCCUUCAUUAGAUUAUUAGGUAGCAGAUCUGGAAAUCUCUGCAAAGGAUCAAAAUAUCUAACAGUAACUGAAAACCUUCUAAUUACUGUUGAACACAAAUAUAUAGGGGAUUCCUCAUUAAUUUUUAAUUAAAUCAGAAGUAUUUCUAACAAUUAGUAUUUCUUCUAAUGAAAUCUGAAGUAUUUCUGCAAAUUGUACACAUUAACUCUUUAGUGACAUCCCAUGCUUCUUGUCAUGACAGUAUGUUCACUGCAGAUUCUACUUAAAAAAAACGAUAACCUAUUUAUUCUAUAUCAUCUAUGAUAGUAUGGGAGAAAGAGUUCAAAAUCAAAGUUGUUUAACAAUUUUGGCUACUUUGGUCCAAAUCAGGGAUGCUCAAUAUGUAGAUCCCCAGAUUUUGCAGAACUACAACUCCCAUGAUGCUUUGCAUGCCUCUAGAAAGCCUUUAGAAUGACAUAGCAUCAUGGAAGCUAUUGUUUUAAUACAUUUGGGGAUCUACGUUUUAGGCACCCCUGGUCUAAAUGCUUUUGCAUCACAUUAUAAAAGUGGACAUUCUGUUCUUCAAAAUCUUAAUUUAUACAUUUUAAUAAAUGUAAAAAUUUAUUUACCAAACUCUAGCUUAUGGUGAAAGUUAAUUUGCAAACUGUGACGACUGGGGUAUGUUUUUGCUUACAUAUAGAAUGUUUGGUUUCCUGUUUUCCUAAAUUCAUUGUUGAGGAAAUAAACAUCUUAAUAUGUCUCUGUAAUGCUAUGAAUACAUUCGCCCUUCACUAUUACGCACCUUUUAGACACUGAAUGCAUUCUAGUUAAAGUACUGUUCAGGGAUAUCUAAAAUGUAAAUUUACACAUUUUAAUAUAGAUAAGCAAUAAUGGUUGAACACCUGAUUAUCGGUUUUAUUAGAGAACAUGAUUGCACUUUUACAUAUGCAGAUUCAUACAGAGUGUCAGCAGAAGGUUUGGGAUGUUUCAAUAGGAGUGAACCACAAGUGAGUGGGCCAGUGAUGAGCAGGGGUGCAGAGUGUACCAAAUACUGGGCAGUCUUGUCCUCAGAACCGCACUCAGUUCUGGCUAUGCACAGAGCACUUCUGAAGCUCCAUUUCAAAGUCUGUAUGCCCUGUGUGUUCUUGUACAGUGCAUGCGCAUCCAAAGUUGUGUUAAUGCUGUGGUUUCACGCGUUCCCAGAAGUGGCAAACCUGGAAUUGUGGGACAGGAAACCAAAUUCAGGACUUGCCUACCGAACCUGUAAUUGUUGGGAGACUUGUAUGUAUGUCGGCAUGAUGCAAAUAUACACUUGGUAUGAUAACACUAUUUGCAUUAUGUAUGGAUUUGUAUGAUGUUCCAGCUAUCUGUAAAAAAAAUCCUUGUAGUGCACUCAGUUUCAGAGCCUAACAAUGCUUACCAUAUUGGUAAUAAAGAUAGACUUUUCAAAUUAGCAUCACUAGAUGCAGGAAAGAAAGAAGAGCAAUUUUCAGUCAUUCACAACAAAUGUAUUUUGUUAAAAAAACAGUCUAUGUAUGCACUAAAAAUACUUCAAUGUUAUGAAGUGGAUUUGGUCUAUAGAUCAUGCCAAUGUAGUCUCUCUGCUUAAUUCUUGGUCAUUUAGAAGGUAAUGGAACACUAUAAAAUUAUUCCUAAUGCUAUAGUGCCUCAGUUCCUAGCUCUAGGCAGCCCCCCCCCAAUGUGCCGUAAAAAUUAAUAGAAUAAACAUUUCACUUACCUUUUUCUAGCGCCGAGGUUCCUUUAGCAUUACUCACUUCUCCACCUCCUGAAACGUCAUGAAAGAGGCAUGGCCUCCUCCACUAAAGUGCAAUCCAGUGCUCCUCAUAGAGCAAGCCCAUCCAAGCUUCCUCAUAGCAAAGCAUCUUUCAAUGAUUUCCUAUGGACUUACGCUUCCCGUGAUUGAAUAUUAUUUGCUUAAUGCCCAUGGAAGCACCUGUAUGGCUGUCAGUAUGAUCCAUUUAGACCCUAUUUAAUGUCCACAUAUGACAGCUGAGUGUGUUGUUUAUGACUUCCUGGGCUGGUAGGGGUCCUUUUUAUCUCAUGAUUCAAAGCUGAGAAGCACCUAGCAAGGCAUAAAUCAUUUUCUUUUAGUAAUAUCUAUUUUCAUGUACAUUUUCGUAGCUUACAAAUAUGCUUAAAGGUAUAUUCACUAAACGUUUAUUUUAAUAACUGCCUGUCCUUUUAUCAGAAGGGUUUCAUUGGACACAGUUCUGCAAUAACAAUGAAGUUUGUGCUGGGAAAAUGGGUGGUCAGCUCAGGUGCAGAAAAAGUUAGACAUCUUAAAAAAGUUAGGAUUUUAGGCAGUUAGGAAGGAAAUUUUAAAAAACAAAUAGAUGCAAGUAUAUUAACUGCAUUGUUCAAAUGUAUUAAAGGGACACUAUAGUCACCAGAACAACUACAGCUUAUUAGAGUAGAAUCAUUACCUUCAGGCUUUUUGCUGUAAACACUGCCUUUUCAAAGAAAAGGCAGUGUUUACAUUACAGCCUAGUGAUAACUUCACUGGCCACUCCAUAGAUGGCUGUUAGAGAUCCUUCCUGGGUCAUGGCUGCCUAAAAUGUAUCCAAACAUUCAGUAUCUCCUCCCUCUGCAUGCAGACACUGAACUUUCCUCAUAGAGAUUCAUUGAUUCAAUUCAUCUCUAUGAGGAGAUGCUGAUUAGUCAGGGCUGUGUUUGAAUCAUGCUGGCUCUGCCCCUGAUCUGUCACUUUAUCAGGUUCAGCCAAUCCUAUGGGGAAGCAUUGUGAUUGAAUCGGGCCACCACUUCUGCUGAUGUCAGUAGGCAGUGGGCAGGUCAAAAGGAAACAAGGACAAAGCCAGCAGCAUCAGGCUUGAAUACAAGUAAGAUUUUACUAUAUUUAAGGAGGUAAGAGGGGGGCCAGGGGGACUAGAUGGUGGUUUUAACCCUACAGGGUCAGGAAUACAUGUUUGUGUUCCUGACCCUAUAGUACUCCUUUAAAUAAAUGUGCAUUUUGCUCCUAUUAGUACAAUAAAUAGCAAGGCAUUGGAAUGCCUUACGUGAAUGCUGAAGAGAAAAUCCACCUGAAAAAAACUGUCAAAGUGAAUGCAUGAUUAGCAUCUCAAAGGGCAUCAAACUGAAUUCCAGAUGUUGUACAGCCACAGUUUGACACAGUUUCAUUAGGUGGAAAUGGUUGGUCCAUAGAAGAAGGAAUGAGGAGCUGAGAGGCACAUGUAAGAGAACAUUAGAAUUAUGUAGGAUUUGGCUGGAAUACCAAUGAAUGUUAUCUUGGCUGAUGUAAAAUGGUCAAUAGAUUUGAACCAGUUGUCUGAAACAAUUAUUGAAUUGGAGAACCACAAGUAUAAGUGAUACUUUGUUUUAAUAAAUGCAUUUAAUGAUGGUAAAAGCUGUAUAAGUGACAGGUCAACUCGAAUACUACAUCACAACAUCAUUUUUAAACUAACAACAGCCUGGAAUGUUCUGAUAACCCAAAGCAUAAUUACCCUGUCUCUAAAAUUAAUUACUAUGUUUUACACUUAAUGCCGUGAAUCUUGAUGAAUUGCUAGGCCUAUUAGCGAUAGAUUGCAAGCACUCCACUGGCAGCCUCUUAUUACACGAUUAGUUUGUUGAUGUUUUUCUCCGGUUCUUAUGUCUGUGCUGUAGAUGUGUUAUUCCCUUAAAUAACAGCAAAUGUAAUUUGCCCAUUCAUUUUAAAUAAUAUUCAUAGUAGAACAAACAUGUCACAAAUAAACACAGAAAGGGAGGAAAUUAAGUCAGACUUUCCAUUUGAGCUACAAUUACAUAAUUUGAUGUGCAUUAUCCCUAAAAUAAUAGAACAAAAGGCACACAUGUAAAUGAUAAAUGUUAGACUAGGAAAAUUGAUUUUUUUUUUGUUGCAAUUUUGGUUAAUUCAUUAUGGAAUAAUAAAAUACUAACCCUCCUGACUUUUUUUUGGAAUGGAACUUCAAAAUGUUUCGGGAACUGUUUUUGUAAUGAAAAUAUGCAUUUGAUUGGGCUUUAGAGAUAUAUAGCUAAUAUAUAGCCAAUUUUGGGAAAAGUCUUUGUUAUGUGAGCAUGGGUAAUAUUGAGUUACGUGUUUGGAAGUAUUAAUUUUUUUGCAGCCCUCUUUUGAGAAGAAAUAGUAGGUUAUUGUGGACCAACCUUUACAGAAAGAAAUAUUGCUUAUGUUUUGAUCCUGGCAUUUUUUAAUUGCUUUGAACAGAUAGCUUAAAGGGAACGUUCAGCCCUGAAAAUAAUAUUUUAUUUUUUGCAGGGCUAAAGAUUCCAUUCUAAAAUGUGAUCAUCGCUGGUAAUAAUUAAAGUUAAAUAAAGAUCACUUACCUUGUUUCCAGUACCAAGACUCCUCCAAUGCAGUUCAUUUCUGUCCCUCUUCAAUGCUUCUCAUAAAGAAGCAUUGGAAACAAGAUACACAUGUGCAGCUAUAUGCCACACUUCUCCAAUCAAAUACUGCUACAAGCAGCAUUUGCCUGAUGGACCGAGUUUGACUUGGUUUCAGAGGCAUAAGCACCUAGUGGCUCUCAGGAAGACAGCCACUAGACGUGUAUUUAACCCUUUACUGUAAACAUUUAUGUUUCUAGAAAAUGGCAAUGGUAUACAUUGAAGAGUUAAAACUAUAGGACCAGUGCACUUGAACCACAUUUUUAAGAUUUAGUAGUUUGGGUACAUUUAGUUGUCCUUUAAUUUAAUUAUUAUUUUUUAAAAUACUUAGAAUGUCUCUUUAAUAGGCAGUUUGUAGCCCUGGCCACUAAGGUAUAUCUGCUGUUUAUUUAGGCAAGCUAGCCAUAAUUUUCAUGAGAAAAAGUGUGUGUAAGGUUCCAUAACUUAAUAGUUAGCAAAUCUAACUAUUGCUGUAUUACAUGACGCAUACAUGGGUAUAUCAUUUCAUGUCCUCAAACCCACUAUAGUACAGUAAAGAACCAGAAUACAAGCAGGGAGCAGGUAAUAAAAAGCAGUACUCAGCUGUCCUUUUGCACCCUCAUAGAGUGAUGACACUAGAGAUGCCUAUAAAUGUGUUUUAUGAUGUGUGCACAAACUCCUAUUAUUAUGUGAACACAUUUCAUUAAUCAUGUGCACACACAGUCCUGUUUCAAGCUCUGUCAAUAGUGCUAGGAACUGUCUGCAUAUUCUUGAAAGUCUGUUAUAGGUAACAUAUACACAAUUUUUGGUUAAUGUGUCUUCAAUUUGAAUACGGCAGAAUGUUGUCCAUUUUAUGGCAUUUUGUGAUGUUACUAUUUACCUGAAUUUGAGAAUUUAUGGGUUUAAAAUGUUUAUUCAUUGAUUCCACACCAUAAUUUCUACACAAGUCCAAAACAACCAAGUUGGCUACAUUUCCAAUUCUAAUUUCGGAUUACCACAAUUCUCUAUUUCUAAAUAAGCCAAUAUAUAUUCUUAAAGUCGAAUAUUCAUAGUGGGGAGCUAGACAAAUCCGCAGCGAACGACACAUGUCUCUGAUUGACUCUAAGCAUUUAUGGGGUUGUUCCACGAAGAACAAUAGUCAUAGCAAUUCUGUAUGUUUUCUAUUCUAAUGCAUAUAAAUUAAUUUGUACCAGCAGAGUCUUAUCUUGCUCACCUUUCCUUUUAUUCCACAUUUUCAUUCCAUGGUUCUUGACUUCUUUCUUUUGUGUUUGUUUUUUUUUUUGUCUUCACAUUUCAGCUGCCAUUCACUUUCCAAUUUUUCUUUGCUUCUUGAAUGUAACAUUUCUCAGCUGGGGUUUUAUAACACCCCAGGGUGUCGAAAAUCAAGUAAUGGGAAAACAAAUGGGUAAGAAAAGGAUUAUUACCAUAAUAUCAUUGUAAUUUGUGUUAACUACCGGUAAACCUUGUGUGUCCUUGAGGCUUUUGUAAGAGCAACAUUUGUAUUUUACUAAAAAAAAAAAAAGCAUUUCUGCAACAGAUCAGUUCUGGCAUUUUCAAUUUUAUCCAUGUUAUGUGUGGAAAGAAGGUUUGUGUACUAGAUAUAUAAUAUCCCUGCUGUUUCCCCUUUCAUAGUGUGAGACAAACAGAAUAUUCCUUUUAUAAACAUGACAGCCAUUUUAUAUUCCAAGAGGUUUUUUUUCCUACCCUAGAAUUUCCAUUACUAUAACUUAUUUGAUUUUAAUGGUUUGAGGGAAUAAUCGGUAUAUGACCUAAAGUAGUAACUCUCUAUCGAUUGCAAGUUCAAAGAAAAAUGAUACAUCAGUGUCAUCCCAAGGUUUCCUUUAACCAUUCAUUGCUGGAAGAGCCAUCAAAGAAAAGGUCAAGGUCCCCCCCCCCCUCCUGAUCUAUCUCCUUGCUACCUUUAUGAGCGCCAUUAACUUGCUUCAUUAACUGACUAUGAUUCUUCACACAAUGUGAAACCCAUUUAGAGAGACGUUAGCACAUUCUAAUUUAUGAUGUUCAUAGACUUCAACAGAACCCACUGAUUUGUGAGUGGUAACUUACCUCUGCUGAGGCUUAUUACAGCUUUCUGAUGGAGUUCAGAUGUUAAUACAAAGUCCUGAACUUUGAAAAAUAUGAACCACUAGAAAAAUAGAUAAAAGCUAUGAAUACAGAUUUUUUUUAUUCCCGUACAAGUCAAAAUUGCAAAACAAAGUAUGUUUUGAUGAUGAGAAAAACAUUUGACACACUGUUUUCAUUUAUUGAGGGCGCGUUCUUAUCGUUUUCCAGGGCACUGAACAGCAGCCAGUAAUGUUGACCGCUUUCUCUUAUAACAGUUUUGCAAUACAGAAAUAAAGUGAUUUGAUGUUCCUUAACUCUUUCACUGUUUCAAGAAUUUCAAAUAUAUUAAGACUAUCUCUGGCAUAGUUGUUGAAAGGGCAUCCAUGAAUGUUCAAAGUCUAGACGAGGUUUGCCCAUUAUUUUGUGUAACGUUCAGAUUUAGAGACGUUGUCUGUGAAUGUUUCCUUUUUCACUUUACUAUGGUAAAUAAAAAGACAAAAUAAAAACCCAAAGGAAUGUUUUCAAACUAGUUUAAGUGGCAAUCUUUGCUAUAUUUACCAUUCUUAAACAUCACAUAUAUAAUACUAAAUUACAAUUAUUAUUAUUACAAUUAUUUUCAUGUUAGACUUAAAUGAACACCUACGAAACUGUAUUUAAAGUUUGAACUGGCACCCUUGCACUUAAUGUUUUGAACUGAGGCGAAUGACUAAUUAACCUAAUUAAAGGGACACUCUAGGCACCAAAACAGAAUCAUCUAAAUGAAGUUGUUAUGAUGCCAAGAGGCCCCUGGAGGCAAUCUUACCUCAGAGGAGUAAACUGUUCUUAAAUGGUUUAACCCCUAAGUUCCCACCAGUGCUGGUCUCAGUUCCCCCCAGUAGCAUCCGGCUUAUUCAUUUUCACUUACAGGAAGUGCGGAGUGUUGCCAGGCAGGAGUGCCAAAGCUUGACUGAGAGUGGUCAGCUGAUGCUGUAAGCUAGUCAGUGACUCUCCAUUUAAUCAACUGACUUGAGAAAGGUAUGUUUCUUUCAAAGCCAGUUUAGCUAACGGGGAGUCACUGAUUGGCUGAGAACAUCAGCUGACUGCUCUCAGCCAAUAAGUGGCACCCAUCCAUGGCGGCACUCCGCGUUUACUGUAAGUGAAAAUACUGAAGCCAGAUGCUGCAUGGUUUAUCCCCAUGAGGUAAAAGUGCCUCCAGGGUCCUCCUGGCACCAUAACAACUUAAUUUGGAUUAAGUUGUUUUGGUGCCUGUAAGUGUCCCUUUAAUUUGCAAGCAGUACACUUAGGGCUUACUUAAGGUGCCUUAAGUAAUUUAGGGUAGCUUGACAAAGACCUCUUAGCAAGUCUAAACGUUGCUGCUCCUUUUGUUCUUUUAAAACUGCCUGCGGCUUUAACAUCUUGAGUUCCAUGGAGAAUUUCUUGUGCUGCUUUGUCGUUGUGGGAUUGCUGAGUGCAGCUACUAUCACCAUUUUUGCAAUUAAGUAAAUUUAGGGUCCUCCUUCCUAACUUUCUUCAUUGAAUUCUCCUCUAUUUGAUGUGCCUGUUUUCAUUCAAUUAUUCUGAUGCCCUUCAAUGGCCAAGGUUAAUGCCCAAAAUUUCUCCCUAUGAGUAGACCAUUCAUGUCACAAUUUUAAAUGCAAAUAUGUAAGCUAUUUUUUUUUUUUUUUUUUUUUGCAUUUGCAGUGAAUAUUCGUUUUGGAACUUUUCAAACAAUGAUUUAAGCUGAGUGUAAAAUAAUUUCAGGUCAGAUCAAACCUGGUACUUAACACAAGCCUAUACUCGUGGUAUUAACAAUUGAUAAAGAGAAGAAUAAAAUGGCUCAAGCCCUGAAAAAGUCUUCAACUGAUGAUUGAUUCUCCAAUUUAUGCUGGUUUGCAGUGGCUACUUGACAGCUGGCUGGAGCACAUGUAAAUACAUAUAUGCCUUCUUUGACACUUUCCUGGAUCCCACAGGGCCCCCGCUCUGCUUUGUGUCAUCUAUAACUAGAGAAAACAGAAGUCAAUUUUGAUAAUUAGGAUAAGAACACAUUUAACUCACACAAUGGCUGAGAGUGUUCAGCUGAUGCUGGGAGUCAAUAAAUUAACACCUACCGUAUAUCUGCAUCCAAAUUCUCCUGCUUGGGAAGACUGUAAGCCAUGUGGGCACCUGUUGGUGACCCAGGUAAGUGUCAAAUCAUGCUAAAAUGUUUUGCCAGACUACUUUGGGAUGGUACCAGCCAGGGCAUUUCUUGCAUACGUGGAAUAGGCAUAAAGCUAUCCUAACUAUAAGAUUAGGCCAGGGACUACUGAAAGUAUUUAAAACAAAAAUUGGGCAGACUAGAUGGGCCAAAUGGUUCUUAUCUGCCGUCACGUUCUAUGUUUCUAUGUUUCAUAACCACAAUGGCAGGCUUGUGCUUGGAGUGAUUCUUUAAAAGCAAACCAAACACCAUAACAACUUUUGAAAAUUAGGUGUCACUAAACUUUUUAGUAAAAAUAAAAGACUGAGAAAAUGAAUAUUAUAGCUGGCUCCUAAUCUUUGUCCCUGGCUUCUGUUUUUAGGUAAAUUUUCAUCCUUUGCUCUAACUUCAGUUCAAACCAUAUUCAACUAUUAUUUACCUAUUGUUAUUUUGCCAAUUCACCUCACAAACUGUGAAAGAGUUCUGGUAUUGGUGCAAGCUUGUGUUCAAUCUAUUUCUAUGUACAGUCAAUCAGUGAGAGUGGUGAUGUAAUAUACACCUGAAACAGUGACACCUAUAGAGCACAGCUAGCAUAGUUGUGGAAUGUACCUUUCAAAAUGGUCCCUAUGGCUCAUUACUGCCCCCUGGAUGUCUUACUUCAAGUGAUGGCUAACUGCAAUUCUCUGUGAUGUUACGACAGACAACCUUAUGAGAAAUGAAACUCAAAAAUAUCUGCAGUGCCAAAGUAGUCAUCAACGGACUAGUAAAAAGGUGCAGAAGUAUUUUUUUUAUUGCCGUGCAUUUUAAUAGCUGUUUUGGAUAAGUAAAUCAUAUCAUUUCUCUGUCAGAAGGGUAAAUCAAGAGAUUUUGCUUUGAACCUUUGGUCAAGCUUAGUCCAAGGCUUUGAUUGAAUACACACUCUCCUGGGUAGACACAUUUCUUCUCAAAGGUGUCUUUUUUUUUUUUAGUCAAAAUUUGGUGAGAAAAUUAAGUACACUCUUGCUCACAUUGUUAAUUUGCAGCUUAAAACUGUUCCUUUCUGCAUUCAUUAUAUGGAGACAUAUACUACUAUGAAAUCCAUACAAAUAUGCUGAAAACUUUGAGUCCAUUUUCUGUACAAGAAUGGUAAAACCUUUGAGUCCCUUUUCUAUAGCAAUAACUCAUCUCCUGGAUUACCAUUGGUUAUAUAUAGUUAAUAUAUGGCAAUAAGGUAAGGGCAGAGAAAUUCCUAUCAAAAGUGUUUCAUUAACAAGGUACCUGCCAGUCACUUUAAUGAGUCAUAUCUAUGUAAUGCAAAUAUUAUUUCAUAUCCUGCUGAGUUCUCCUUUGUGCGAUAGUGAUUCUUGGUUUUCAUUUGCACAUGGCUGAAAAUUGCAAGCAAAUUUGUUAGCUUAAUGGUCCUGCAAGAUCUCCAUGCUGUUCUCCGUAGAUUUGUCAUUCAAGUCUUUGGGGUCAGAUCUGUAAGUUAUCAAUAGCAGUCUCCGUAACCUAGAUCUUUGUAAGUCUCUGUAGUUAUAUGUCAGCUUGAGCAUCAUUAGAAAUAUGAUUUGGAUAUAUCAGGUGGCCAAGGUUUGCUGUUUUUGACCUCGGCAUCCUAUUAAGCCACAGGGAUGUCUAAGUGUCUAACUGUAGCUUUUAUCUCUAUUUUUAUACAUAAAGGUAAAAUGAUAUAUUUAGGGAGUACAACACUGGAACAAAGGGUUCUGAUCUUCUGCAGUAAACAAUAUUUGCUUACAAUGUGCAAAAUAUGCUAGAGUAAAACAAAUUAAUCAUUCUAUAAUGUGAAACAGCAACCACACUUUCCUUUAUUUUCCAUAAAUGACAUGUUUAAUAUUAUUUUGCAAUAACGAAAGCUGUCACAAUAACUGCAAGAAAACUGAGUGACAUUAUAAAAGCCGCAAUACAGAGCUGUACACAAAGAGUGCCAUCAAAACUUAGUAUUAUAUAAAAGAGAAAGAUGACAGUACAUUGAAAAUAGAUUGUCUAUAUUUUCUAUUGAGUCGAAAACAUUCCAGAGCCAGAGCUCAGGUGGUCACAGAACUGACCAAAAAUUGAAAAACGAGGGAAGAAAGAAAAUGACUAGGAACUAAAAAAGAAAGCUAAGUUUAGACCAGAGGGAAACAUUGAAUAGUAAUAAUUAGACUUGGACAUUUGGUUUCAAAUUGUGGUUUGUCUGCAAUUGCUUGUUUUGUGAUUUGGAGUUCUGUCUCUGACACCAAAAUUAGAUCUGAAUGAUGGAAAACAAAAUCGGAUUUAUGCGUAGGGGACAGUGAUUAAAUGUUUAUUUUAGUCACAGAUCAGAUAAAAAUGGCCAAUAGAGGGAAAAAAGAAGGAGCAAUAAUUUUCUUUAUCUAUUUUAAAUAUGAUAGAUUUAAUGAAUAUAUUAUAUAUGAAUAUACUGUAUAAAUAUAGCUUUUUUUUUUACUGCAUGGUUAAUUCUUCUCACUUGAUCUAUGAACAAAAUGGCCUAUCAGUGUAUUGCAAGCUAUUUAAAGAAUAUUUAUUGUUUAUAUACAUAUUAUUCUUGUAGUAAAAACCAAAGAAAAAAAGUUACCUGCGCUCUUUCCACAUCCCUAUGUAUUAAUAUUAUUCUUGGUUGAUAUUUCUAAUAUUUAUGGUAUGCUCUUUUGGUUCAUCCAAAUUGUUUUUUUCGAAACAAUUGCAUGGUUAAGAUACAUCUAAACCGAAACGCAACAUGGACAAAUUUCGAACUACCCAAACAAGAUUUUUUAUUUCAGAUUGAUUCAGUCGUACCAAAUUUUGUUGCCAUAUACAGGUCUAGUCAUAAUACCAGGUAAUUGAUAGAUGCUAACUUCUGGUUGUGGGACUUUUAGGACUGGUCAAUAUAACUGUUCUAUUCAAAUCAAAUUAGUGCAUUGGUGUGCCUAUUUCCCAUGACUGACGAUAUAAGAACUCCUAAAAUGCUGAUAUUGUUGAAUUUUUUUUUAUUGCGGGGAGUUAAGGGGGUGAAGGGAAGUUGUAGUUAAAAUGUUAUUUUCAUAAUAAAGAGAGAUCAAAUGCUUAAUGGGUUCAAGAAGAAAUUUAGUUAUGGAUGGAAAGUACAUUUUUCAUUGGCGUUUUACAUUUAUCUAUUCAGUGAAAAAUGACCCAAACAUAACAAAAUAAUGAAUUACAUAAAAAAGAUAUAUGUUUCCAGUAAAGAAGGAAAGAAUGAUUGUAAAUGAAGUUGAUAAAAUGUGUGAUGACAGAAGGAAGAUUUAAAAAAAAAAUUUAAAAAUGGUCAGACAGCACUGAAUUAUUUAUGUAGAUGUUAGUUUUAGAAUUAGAAGCAUAUUGAAGAAUUAUCUUACCCUCAAAUAAUUUAGACACGGACAACAAAUUGUUAGAAAUAGAUCUUCAAAGUGAAAGAUUUCAAAGUAUAUCGUGCAGAGCUUUUAUGUAUAUCCACUGAAAUGGCACAGCAUCUUCUUAAAGUACUUCAUUUAAAAUGCAGAGAUUCGAAUAAACACAGAAAUAAGAAUUCUUUAGAAUUGUGAAUAUCCUGCCAUAUUUUUUCCAUAGUCUUGCUGAUGAUCAAGAGAAAAAAGAAGGCUGUUUGUAUUAGCAUAUCUCUAAGCAUAAUCUCAAAGACAUUUUUUGGUCUGAACAUUAUUUUAAAGAGAAAAUAUGUUCCCAAAUAAGUCAGACUUCAAAAAAUAACAAUACAUAAAAUGUGGUGUUUUAUUAUAUGCUUAGAUACCAUAAACAUUCCUUAUUGCCAUACCCACAAUCCAAAUAAUUUUCGGUUUGUUUCAUAACACCUACAAUAGACAUAGGCUGGUGACAUGUUUUUACAGUGACCUAACAAACACUCGCUUCCAACAUUUUGCUAGUGUUUGAUACACAUGGUAACCUAUAUAUAGCUUAAAGAUCAAUGAAUGGAUAUCAUAAUACCAAACUUACAAAGAAUACUAUGGAUAAAUCCAUCACAAUGGCAGAGGUGGACCAUGGAAAGCUUUUUCAGAGGUCCUCUCACAUGCACAAAAAGAGUCAUAGUCACUUAUGAUGGCUAGAGGGAGAAAGACAAGAGUAUGAAUCCAACAAUUCUAUAUAUACCCACGGGCCACUUUGUUAGUUACACCUUUUCAUUUUGAGUUUGGUCUCUGUUUGCUGAUCCAUGUUGUUGCGAUAGCGUCAGUUGCUGCUGAAUUGUCCGCUGCAAAUUCAUGUCGUAGUUUGUUUAUGAAAGCAGCUUGAGAUUAUAUGUAGCUUGUGAUAUUGUGCUUUAUUCUACUGUAAAUAGUCAUUAGAAGAAGGACCGAUACUGGUCAUAAAGGGAAGCAUGGUGUUGGCAAAAAUACUCAAAUAAUGUGUGGCAUUUAAGUGUGUUUAAAUGCCAGUUGGUAUUAUGGUGCCUGGUGUCUCCCAAGAAAAUAUUCCCCUAAUCAUUCCAUCACCUUCAUGGACGGUUGGCACAAAGCAAGACUGAUCCUCAGACUAAUGGUACUUACACUAAAUUUUGACCCUGCCAUCUGUUUGUAACAUUAGAAACUGAGAUUUAUCAAACUAGGCAUUUUUCAAUCUGCUACUAUCUAAUUUUGGUUUGCUAGUACUCAGUGUAGACUCGGUCUUUUGUUCUUAGCUGACAAAAAUAGAACCCAGUGUCUUCUUCCUAUUCACUUCAAAUCUUGAUGUGCUGCGCAUAGCCCUGGUGUAACACAUGGUUAUUUCAUUUACUGUCACUUUCCUUUAAGCUUGAACUAGCCUGGAUAUUCUCCACUGAUCUAUCUCAUUAACAAGGCAUUGUCGCUCAAAGUACUACUGCUUACUGGAUGUUGUUUUGCACCAUUUUAUGUGAACUAUAGAGGCUGGUAAAAAAAAUAAAAUUCCGGCAAUUAAUUUAAAGAUAAUCACUCCACCAUGUUUAGCACGAACAGCCACUUCACAAUUAAAGUAGCUUACACCACAUGUUGUCCAACUGCUGAUGCUUGGUUUAAACAACAUUGGGAAAUCAACUAUGUCAUCAGUUCAACUAUUGUCCUAAUUUAACUUCCCUUUUAAUUCACUUUGAAAUACUGAUAACUCACACCUUAAUUAAUUAUCUUGUCUUCUUUCUUUUAAAUUGUUUUCUAAAUUGGGCCUCUGUUGCAAGUUAAUUUGAUACUCCUGCUUUAGCCUGAACUAGGUUCAGUUUAAAAUAUUUAUCCUGUUAGCUGAAAUAUUCCAUUCUCCUAAAUUCAUUUUGCAAUCCACCAUUGAACCCUCUCCUGUUCCAUCAUGUUGUAUGAACAUGUGUCCAAAAUUGCAUUGCAUGUUAAAGAAUGAAAACCUUUCAUCAUGCCAACAUCAAGACGGUUUCUUCUGCCUUCCUUAUGGUGCCUCCUAUAAAAAUAAUAGAAGCAGUAUUUUAUGAUAAGCAAAUGUAAGGUGGUAUGUUCAUUUUAUGGAGAGCGAUGGUUAGUUAACAAAUUGUAACCGAUAUAGAAGAAAAUCUUUAUCUUAGCUGAAUCAAAAUUUUUCCCCAGAUUGUAUGUUUUAGCCUACAAUUUGCUAGUCACCUGUCACCUCACCAUAACUCCUUAUUGACUGAACAGAUAACUUAACGAUUAUGUCUCAAACACUUUUUAAUAGAUGAAAUCUAGUCUCGUGGUUUAGUCAUUAAUUCCAUUAAGACAGAUGACUUGUCAGAACUGUCAUUAUAAAAACAACAUUUGCCUACUUUGCUUGUAUUAUUUUGUAUUUAAAGGGUUCUACAUAUAUUCUUUUAAAGGAACAGUACAGCUUUAGGAGUACAAAUCUGUAUUCCUAACGCUGUAACGUCCCUGUCCCUACUUUUGUUAAAGGAUCACUAUAGGUUCAGGAACACAAACAUGUAUUCCUGACCCUAUAGUGUUAAAACCACCAUCUAGCACCCCAUGGGCCCCUCAUGCCUCCAUAAAUAUAGCAAAAUCUUACUGUAUUCAAGCCUGAAGCUGCAUGCUGUUUGCCUAAAAAAAAAAAAAACAAGCAGUCUGCUGACAUCAUCAGAAGUGGUAGCCUGAUCCAAUCACAGUGCUUCCCCACAUGAUUGGCUGAGAAAGAGGCAGAUCAGGGGCAGAACCAGCAUUAUUCAAACACAGCCUUGACCAAUCAGCAUCUCCUCAGAGAGAUGAAUUGAAUCAAUGAAUCUCUAUGAGGAAGGUUUAGUGUCUGCAUGCAGAGGGAGGAGAUACUGAAUGUUUAGAUGCAUUUUAGGCAGCCAUGACCCAGGAAGGAUCUCUAACAGCUAUCUGAGGAGUGGCCAGUGAAGUUAUCACUAGGCUGUAAUGUAAACACUGCAUUUUCUCUGGAAAGCAUCUAUGUCACAUGACCAAGUUAUACGUGGUCAGUGAAGCGGUAGAAUCUCUAGAGGCUAUCAUACUGACAGCCAAGUAGGUGGACUUAACUCUGUUAUGUAAACACGGCAAGUUUCUUAAAAAUAUCAAUGUUUUACGUUGUAGGGUUAAAACGACACAAACACCACUUCCAAUGAGAUAAAAUGAUCUGGGUGACUAUAGUGUUAAUUGAAUCACAUUACAUAUUAGGGCACUGUUGUAAUAACACAUAUACUGCGUAUUUAAAGCCAGCAUAACAUUUUGUGUAUUUGACCAGCAUGCAGUGAUCUACAGAGCAGCUUGCCAUCUGGAUUGUGAAUAAAUUCAAACUCAAUUUGAGGUAAAAUAUUGGCAGAUAUGCAAAUAUGUUUAUUAUUGUGUUCAUAGCACAUGUCAACAUAUGGCAGUGAGUAGGGCAUUAAUUGAUAGCAGAUCUAUUUCUGUAAGCAAUGUUCAAAAGCUGUUAAUUGGAUUGAAUGGCAGUAAUUAAUUUAACUAAAUAUUCUAUUACUUGGUAGCAAUUUAGAUGACCUUUCAAGGGAUCUGAAAAAGCAGUAAACUUGUUUUUUAGAGAAAAUGUAUCACAGAGUCCUAUAGAUGGCAGCAUUGUAUUAUUCUUUGUAUUACUGAACACAAGGAAAAUCAUAUAUUCUUUUUUUUUUCUUCUUCUUAAAAGUCGCAUGAAUCAGAAUUAAUGAUUGUCAGGUAUCACGAAGAACCAUCCGUUAAUUUUAAUAUUUUCAAGAAAUUGCUUGCCUUUAUUUAGAAAUACAUUAUUUGCAGUAAAAUAGAAAGUUGAAGUACUGUGCCCACUGCUUUGACUUAUUAAUUAUAUUACAAAUGAUUAGUUUAUAGAAAAGAUUGAACAGUGCAUGUAAAUUUUUACCAGCAGAAGCGUCUAACUUAUUUCUGCCACUAAUAUUUCAAUGCAAUAGCAUGCAAGCAAUGCGCUUAUUGUAUGUUAUUAGGGCUUUAGCAGAUGUGCUGUAUGUGCUUCAUAAAGCCCCAUCUGAAUAAAGGAGGAUGGAGCAGGAGAGCUGGGUCUCUGAAGCUUUUCGCUUGGUCUACAGAGGGAGGACCACAGGUAUUUAGAAGGUCCAGGUUAGGUCAGAUUUUGUGUCUUUUCUCAAAAAACUUAUUUAAUUAUGAAAUAAAUAUUCACAAGUUAAGGGUCAGGGCUUGCUGCCAUGCAGAGUGGAAGCAACAUGCUAUAGCUCCUCAGCAGAGUUCUCUAUUAUGUAUUUAAAUGGUGGAAUGUCCUGUUUUACUUGCCAAUUGAAAGAAGCCAGGCAUCUGCUACUUGGGUGAUUGCACCAACACCUCCAUUAUUGAGUUUGGCUCCUGACUAGGUCUGACUUCUUGGGGACAUACUAUCUGUGUAGGUGUGGUAGAGGUGGCCACUCUUCUAUUGUCUUGCAACUCAUCCUAUAAGCCCUGCUCCCACCCCCUCUGAGUGGUGCACACAGAAAGGAUAUGAUUGCUCUAAAAAAAAAAUAUUUUACAAACUCUUUGGAAUCUAACCAUUUUUACAUUUUGUACAUGUUUUAAUUUUUCCAGUUUUGAUUACAUGAUAUACAUACAUAGUGUACCAUUCUUUUUUUUCUCCCUUUGUUUCCCCUUUCUUAUUAUAUGCUACAUUGAGAGUUUUGGUGGCUUACUCUCUGAUACCUGGACCACUGACUCCUGAGUGCCACCUUAUAUCCUAAUUUUGAUUAAGCUAAUUAUGUAUCAUGUUUUCAUAGGUUCAAGUUCUACUUGUGGUGAGAACUCUCAAAACCAACACAGGUUAAAUUGCUUCUCAAGAUGCGGCUCUGGUAGACCCAUCUAGGUAUGCUGGGAUGCUAUGUCAUGUCUGAUGCUUUUAGACAUGGAUAGAGUUGGUCAAUGCCAAUGGUCAAAGCAAUAAAAAAAGUUAUAUAAUGUAUCUCCCUGUACAUAGUAUUAAUAUGCAGUUUUAUUAAGUGGUGUCUGUGACUCCUUUGCAGACAAGGUGAAUAGGGUAUAUUCUUUUAUGCAAUUUUUAUUUUUGCAGAUGAGAUAAUACAUUGCAAAAAGUCAGAUAUAUUUGCAUAAUUUCAUGAGUCACAAAACGCACAUUCCUGCCUAGAAAACACACCUAUUAUUAUUUUUUACAAGGACUAAUGUUUAAAUCAUAUGGAAGAAGCCUCGACUAUGAUACAUACUAAUUUAUCUAAUACAUCUUGGGUAAAGAUUAGAGAGACUAAUGAAAUCUAACAGGAAUAUACCCCUAAAUGUAGAGAUGAGUUAAAUACAAGGCAUAUUAUUGCCCAUAACCAAAGAGAUAAAGGAGGCAUGGCGGGAAUGAGAAGAGAAUAACAUAGGGCCAUUUUAGAAACCAAUAAGUGUUAGGUUUAGUGUUCAUAAUAUUGGCACAAAUACCCCCUGGAGCAUUAGGUUAAGGACUUAGAGAAUGUAGAAAUUGUGAGCAGUGGGAAUCUGCAAGGCAUAAUAAUACAAGAUAAAAUAAAACAAAAUAAAACAAGACAAAUGCUUACUUGUAGAAUAAAAAACAAGGUUAUGUCAAUGAGUCAUGUCCCCUUCUGGGGGUUAAGAGACUCACAUUUUCUACAUUCCACAUGAUUUGAGUAGAGUACCAGUUGUUCCCGUGUUCCAUCUCCUAAACCAACGGUCAAGAGAAAAGUAUGUGCCUCUGCCGGAUUUGUAGCAUUGGCAACUGUAAGUGAUCUGGGAGCAGUUCAUCGAUAAGCAAUGUCUGCAUCCCUGAGCUUCUGAGUUUCGGGCAUUAUCAUCUGCCAAAGUAGUGUUGUACGGUGUAGGUCGAUGAAGAAUGUAAAGUGGUGAGACUCAAACUCCAAGGGUGCUUUUUGUUGGAGAGCAGCCAUUAAGUGUAUUUGAUCCUGACGUGCCAGUGUGCAUCAAAAGGUGCUUGGGGAGACUUUGCAAGGUGGUAAGCACCAUCAAGGGUGAAUUACUUGGCAUGUUUCUCUGUGUGCAGCAGACAGUGCUUGAGGAGACUUUGCAAGGUGGUAGACACCAUCAAGUGUGAGUUGUUUGUCUUGCUAACUGGCAUCAGUGUGAAAACUAAUUGCCUAAUAAAAUUGGGUAAUCCUUCAAUAGUAACAGAGUCUGAGACUCCCCUUAUCUUGAUAUUUAUCUGGCCACCUUUUUCAUCUAGGUUGUCAACCCAUAAAUUAAGGGCAGAAUGUUGAUUCUGUAGUUGUUAAGCUGUAUCCAGUUUAGGUCUCUUAUGUCCUUCUCUGAGAUUUUUACUUGUGUAGUUACUGCUUGUACCUCUGCCUUUACCAAUGUUAUAUCAGCUGCAAAUAGAUUUUUAAUGUCCACAUGUCUUUUUUGGUAUUUGGAGCUGCAUUGUCUUCGCUGGUGGUGGAUUUUGGGACCUCCACCAACACAUCUCUUCUUACAGGAUGGGCUAAGUAAAAUUUUAGGCCUCUCCAGGCUUCUGUCAGUUGCACCGUUCCUUGUAGGUUGCCUCUGUGGUUGGUAGCCCUGAGAGACUGGUUUGAGACUUUGGUCCCCGGUCUAAAAACGAAAUGCAUCCAGGGGUUCCUCUCAAUCUUCUACAGCAAUUUGCAGUAAAAGCAAGGGUUGAUGAGUUAUAUUUCCCCCAAAAAGCAGAUUGUACUAGAUGUGUUGAGGAGUUUAGAAAAUGCCUGUUCCACCACUAAGCUCCACCCUGAAGAUGGUAUUUUCUAAUCAAACAUCUGCGAUUGGAAACGCUAACAUAAAAAAUGAUAAUAUUGCUAAUAAUAUAAAAUCACAAAUCACCCAGAAUAAAAUAAAGUGUAGUAGUAUAUUAUCAUCUACCUUCAAAAAAACAAAUAUACAAUAAAAAAUUAUAAUGAGUAAAAUAAAAUUUAUUAAAAUUGAAUGUUGGUUAAAAUCUAAAUCAUAAAUAUCGUUAUUACAUAACUGCUCAGAGGAACUAGCAAGACCUCUUGUCCCUUAGUCCAAAGCUUUGGACUGUAGUUUGAGAUUUCUUGCAGGUUCCUCCUUAUUUAUAGUGAGACCAAAUAGGUUUCCAUAUAUUUGCUUUUAGGAGGGCAUCUUUGAUACUUGUGGUUCUAUUCUCUCCAUCUAGUGAAGAGAGAUGAUGCAGUUUAUAGUCCUUUUGAUCUCACUUUUUAUUCCUUUUCAGUACAAUGAAGUAGAUCAGUGCGUUGUGUUGCUCUCCUUUGUGACACUGAAAGGAUAAUUAUAGUGAGUGGAUUUUUCAAGCUAGGAUUGACGUUACAGGCUUGGGUUAACUUAGAUCUGGAUUCUGAAUGAGAAGGAUUUAAUGCUGGAUAUUUUAGGGCAGAGGCUGGUUAAUGAAUAAUGAUUACCAGUACGGAUUCUAUUGUUUUUUAGGAAACUCAAAUCUUUUGGCCGAAUGCAAUCAAGCUGCUAUACUAUGCCACCUACUGAAUGCUGUGUAAGACAACAAAAGCAGCAUAAAAACACAUUUUUUUCUGGAGGUGAUGGGUACCAAUUUCAAGCUCAUUGUAUCAGAAAAUGAAAGAACACUGCAGGUGUUUUCUGGAGUAGCUCCAGUCACAGUUCAUAUUCCUGUGCACAAUCGAUUUAACCCUUUUUUUUUACAAACUAUUCUUCUAACCCCGUGUUUCACUAUUCUGCUACAUUCUUUGCUUGUCAGAAAAAAUGAACCUGAACUAUUUUUAAUAAAUAGCUCAUUUGAUUUGGUUUAUUUGAUUUGCCUAUUUACAUAAACUGCUAUCAUAAAUUGCUUAUCUUGUGAAUAUGACCAAAACUGUUACCUUUAACAUACCAUACACAUUUCCUAAACUACAAAAUCCUUCUGGAAUGUAUUGUAUCUGUCACAAAGCGAGAAUAGAACGGGGCCAGCUUCAAACAUUUCAGGCUGAUUUAAGGAUUCUAUACACAUUUUCUCGUCAUCUAUUAUCCAAACGAUUCCUCCAACAGAUCAGGUCUUUUUUUCCAUUUCAUCCACGCCACCUGCAAAUCAUCUCCAUUUAAAUGUAAUUAAAGCUGAGUGUAUGCAAAUUGGUCUCAUGCAGGGAUAUGCUAAAAAUCUUGCCAGUUGGGGGUCUUGAUAAGAUCCCAGCUGAGAAAGCCUGAUAUGAAGCAAUAUUUAAAGUAUAUUCACCAGUCCAAAAGCAUAAUGUGUUAGACGAUAUUUAAAUGUACUUUCUUGCUUUGUUUUACAGAUCAAACUUCCAAAUACUGAUUGGUCUCCACAAAAGGCCCAGAAACCAGGUCUCAAAAGGUAUGCUGCAUAUAAAUUAUAGUCUAUUAUUAUGGUUAUUUUCAAGCACAGAGAAAGCGUUUAUGUUGUAAUUAUUCUAUACUCGAUUUAUGUUAUUUAUGUGCGGCUUUAAAACACGACAGAUGAUAACAGGAAGCCCGAACAUUAAAAUUAUGUGAAACAAACAAUAUGUAUAUUUUUAUGUAUUUAUUGUUUGAAUGUUUCGCCAAGAAGAAAAUGUAAAAUAUACAGGCAGUUUAAUGUGUUAAUAAGCUGAAAUAGGUUUAUGAAAAUGAUAAAAUAAAAGUGAGCAAUAUUUGCCAAGCGGCAUUACGUUGUAGAUUAGGGGUAGAAAAACUUUGGUACUCCAGAUGUUGUGGACUACAUCACCCAUAACACUAUUACAGACAUAAUGCUGGCAAAGCAUCAGUGGAGAUAUAGUCCACAAAAUGUAGAGUGACGACGUUUGCCUACCCUUGUAAGUAGCCAAGGCAAUGCAUGGUUGAGUGUCAUGUUUACUGGAGUUCACCCAGUGCUACAUAGCUACCUGGUGUGGAGAGAUACUAUGGUUAAAUGACCACUAUAUUGCCAGGAAAACAAACUCGUUUUCCUGGCACUAUAGUGUUAAUAGGUCCCCCCCAUCCUCAUGGCCCCCCUCCCACCGGGCUCUAGGGGGAGGAAGGGGUUGAAGGGGCAAGAGCCGCACACGCAUUCAGUCAGUCCAUAGAAAAGCAUUUUUCAAUGCUUUCCUAUAAACGUUGGCAUCAUCUCACUGUGAAAAUCACAGUGAGAAGCGUGGAAGCGCCUCUAGCGGCUGUCAGUGAGACAGUCACUAGAGGCUGGAUUAACCCUAAUGUAAACAUAGCAGUUUCUCUAAAACUACUAUGUUUACAGCAGGCAGGGUUAACCCUAGAUGGACCUGGCACCUAGACCACUUCAUUGCGCUGAAGUGGUCUGGGUGCCUAUAGUGGUCCUUUAAUUUAUCCUCUCCUUGCCUACUUUUCUCAAUAGUCUAACACAGGGAUAGGCAACCGUUGACACUCCAGAUGUUGUGGACUACAUCCCCCAUAAUGCUUGUAUACCCAUAAUGCUGGUAAUGGUGUAGUCCAAAACAUCUGGAGUGACAAAGGUUGCCUAUGCUCGGUCUAACAUGUGAGCAAUGCUGAGUGCUUUGCUCCACUGAGCUAUGCUCUUCCAUAUUAAUGAAAUGAGUAUUUCCUUGCUUCAUUAAUAUUGCAAGGUGACAUGCUGAAAAUACUUUUUUUUUUCUGAUUGAAGCAGAUAAUCCUCCUUUGUAGUUAGGCAGUUAACUACUCCAGGGGACAUCACACAGGGAAGUGUCCCUUCUUGCCCUUUAUUAGCCAUCAUAUUGAGAGAGUCAUAAUAAAAGAAUAUACGUCAGGACUGGAUUUUAAUCAAUACACCAUAGAGUUAUAAAUGUCAUACAAUCACCCCCCCUACCCCCCUAAAAAUGUUCUUGUGCAAAUCUUUUUGCAUCCUCCUUCAGGUUCCCCCGUAUUGCUGAGAGGUUUUAAUUGCUGGUACUGGCUCUUUUGAUAUUUGUCUCUGUAUCCAAUAGUAGUUGAUGAAAAGCCCUCUUCAGCUCUUCCCAGCAGUUUAAAAUGAAAAAUAUCUUUAGCUUCUGUGAAGCCUCACCUUACGGAACAAUCCCCUGACAUUUUCCCAUUGCAGUUCCUGGUACAGUACAGAAUUCAUAAUUGUAUGUAAUGACCAUAAGCAUUUAUGUCCAGGGAUACAAAAUUACAUCAGACCACGAUUGUUCCCUAAUGUGUUUUUUUUUGGUCUUUUUUUGACUUUUAUGUGAUGUAUAGUUCUUGCCAAACAUUUCUCACUAUGAAAAUUUCUACUUUCUUUUUACCUCUACAUUGUUUCUGUAGCUAUUUCUGUAGUUAUUCGAGGUGGUCAUGACAACCUGUGUGUCACUAGUUUCAUCUUUGAUAUUUUCUCAGUAUUUUCCUUAUGGUUAUACUCUUUAACAAUGACAUUAGUCAUUGUUAGAUAUGGGCCAGAACGAUUGAGAAUUAUUGAACUGGUUGUUGAAUGAUUUCAGUUUGAGAAGCUAUUCAUGGCAGUGUAAUGGUUUUUAAAGGGUUACUAUAACCUUUUUUACUAAAUAUACAGGGAGUGCAGAAUUAUUAGGCAAACGAGUAUUUUGACCACAUCAUCCUCUUUAUGCAUGUUGUCUUACUCCAAGCUGUAUAGGCUCGAAAGCCUACUACCAAUUAAGCAUAUUAGGUGAUGUGCAUCUCUGUAAUGAGAAGGGGUGUGGUCUAAUGACAUCAACACCCUAUAUCAGGUGUGCAUAAUUAUUAGGCAACUUCCUUUCCUUUGGUAAAAUGGGUCAAAAGAAGGACUUGACAGGCUCAGAAAAGUCAAAAAUAGUGAGAUAUCUUGCAGAGGGAUGCAGCACUCUUAAAAUUGCAAAGCUUCUGAAGCGUGAUCAUAGAACAAUCAAGCGUUUCAUUCAAAAUAGUCAACAGGGUCGCAAGAAGCGUGUGGAAAAACCAAGGCGCAAAAUAACUGCCCAUGAACUGAGAAAAGUCAAGCGUGCAGCUGCCACAAUGCCACUUGCCACCAGUUUGGCCAUAUUUCAGAGCUGCAACAUCACUGGAGUGCCCAAAAGCACAAGGUGUGCAAUACUCAGAGACAUGGCCAAGGUAAGAAAGGCUGAAAGACGACCACCACUGAACAAGACACACAAGCUGAAACGUCAAGACUGGGCCAAGAAAUAUCUCAAGACUGAUUUUUCUAAGGUUUUAUGGACUGAUGAAAUGAGAGUGAGUGUUGAUGGGCCAGAUGGAUGGGCCCGUGGCUGGAUUGGUAAAGGGCAGAGAGCUCCAGUCCGACUCAGGCGCCAGCAAGGUGGAGGUGGAGUACUGGUUUGGGCUGGUAUCAUCAAAGAUGAGCUUGUGGGGCCUUUUCGGGUUGAGGAUGGAGUCAAGCUCAACUCCCAGUCCUACUGCCAGUUCCUGGAAGACACCUUCUUCAAGCAGUGGUACAGGAAGAAGUCUGCAUCCUUCAAGAAAAACAUGAUUUUCAUGCAGGACAAUGCUCCAUCACACGCGUCCAAGUACUCCACAGCGUGGCUGGCAAGAAAGGGUAUAAAAGAAGAAAAUCUAAUGACAUGGCCUCCUUGUUCACCUGAUCUGAACCCCAUUGAGAACCUGUGGUCCAUCAUCAAAUGUGAGAUUUACAAGGAGGGAAAACAGUACACCUCUCUGAACAGUGUCUGGGAGGCUGUGGUUGCUGCUGCACGCAAUGUUGAUGGUGAACAGAUCAAAACACUGACAGAAUCCAUGGAUGGCAGGCUUUUGAGUGUCCUUGCAAAGAAAGGUGGCUAUAUUGGUCACUGAUUUGUUUUUGUUUUGUUUUUGAAUGUCAGAAAUGUAUAUUUGUGAAUGUUGAGAUGUUAUAUUGGUUUCACUGGUAAUAAUAAAUAAUUGAAAUGGGUAUAUAUUUGUUUUUUGUUAAGUUGCCUAAUAAUUAUGCACAGUAAUAGUCACCUGCACACACAGAUAUCCCCCUAACAUAGCUAUAACUAAAAACAAACUAAAAACUACUUCCAAAAAUAUUCAGCUUUGAUAUUAAUGAGUUUUUUGGGUUCAUUGAGAACAUGGUUGUUGUUCAAUAAUAAAAUUAAUCCUCAAAAAUACAACUUGCCUAAUAAUGCUGCACUCCCUGUAUAUAUAUAUUUUAAUAAAUAAUGCCUAAAUGAGCAUUAGUUUUCAGACCCCCACCUAAACUUUAAGUUUUUUUAUUAUUUAACUGAAAUCCAGUGCCAGACGAAGCCCCUGGGUUGCUUUCCUUGCCCACUCCUGGCGUCACGGUAGCUGCAUGUGCUCCACUCAAAGGCUUCUCAUAGAGAAGCAUUUCAUUGGAUCAUUUAACCAGCUCAGAGCGCAUGCACACGCUUUGUGCUAGCAUGCGGAGAGCAAGUGGGGAGCCAGAGAGGGAGGUGGGACAAUUAAAAACAAGAAAACUGAGCAGAUUGGAGGUUAGGAGGUCUACAGACAAGAAAGAAGAAAGGGAGAGGAGAAGCUCAAUGUGUGUUGCCAGUGAAUAGUGUGCACUGAUGAUGGAUGUAAAAUAUGCACAGAAUUGACAUUUGGCCCUCUGGAACAUAGUUCCGGGCUGCCAAAGUCAUGUGUGUCAGGGGUGUAAUUAGCCCCUGAAACAUGAGUGCCAAUAUCUCAGUAGGUCCAGUGUUUCAUGCUGAAACACAGCACAUACUGACUCCGGCUACCAUGACUGCUUGUAAAACUUACCGCAGAAGGUCAUGAUGGUUGGAGUAACCCUUUCAUUUCCUCCAGUUACAUAUUGCCUGACCACGAGUUGUUAAAUGGCUACAUCUUUAUGAAUUGAUUUGGAAUGUUUUAGUUUGAAUACCUGUAAAGUAAAGGACAAAGUGUGAUUGCAAAUACCAAAGCUGGUGCUGGCGUUAAAAGAAGAGUUUGCCAUGUCACUGAUUGGAACAUCUGACGCAAAAAGCUGACUAUCUAUCCAUCAAACAUCAAUUUCUCCCCAUAUAGACAUGUAAAAAGUGCAAUGUUUAAAAUUGGAUACUCUAUACCUAUUGUUAUAUCAUAGAUGCAAGUAAAACCACAGUUUGUAUCAAAUUAAAGCAAGAAUGCAAGUAAUUCAGAGUUAAAAUGCUUCCUAAGACUCCAUAUUAAAAUUAUCAAUAGGACUAGUACAUAUAUUACAGUUACUAAUAAUCCACUUUUAUACCUUGCAAUUUAUUUACUAAGAACAAACUGGAGAAAAUUAACAUGGGAAUUAGACUCUAUCAAUAUUUUUGACUUGGAUGUUUUAACCCAAACCCUGGAAAUAAAUAGUCAGUAUAUUACAGUUCACCUUUUGGUGACUAAAUCUAUUAAUUUGCUUUGAUAUCACAGUGAGUACUUUGUGUAAAAGAGAUAUGGCAGUUUGCAUAAGAUUCUUGAUUGGCAGCUCAUCAAAACGAUUCACUGGGAUUUUCAGUGUAAUUACUGUCAUCAAGUCACACCCCAUUAUGAUCAUGUUAAUCGUAUAAAAAUAUACCCGAUGAAUAAGCAAGGUAUAAUUAUGUUUAUAUCAAUUAGCAAUCUAUUGCUACCAUGCAUUCUGAUGUACACAGUUGCACUGUUCUGAUGUAUAUCACUACAAGUAUUCUACAAUUAGCACUCAUAUUAUUUUUCAAGAGCUUUGUUUGAGAUAUUUAUUUUUCCUUAGUUAAAAUGCACUUUGCAUUGAAUACUAACAUUAUAAACCAUCAGCAUUCACAUUCUAGUAUAGUGUUAAGUGUUGAUUUCCUUAGAAGUUUUUUUUAGAGAGGGAAUGGAAGAGGGAUUGGGAGAGGGAAUGAAUGGCUAAAGACAAACUCAUUGGAAUAGUAUGACAGAGUUUUAAUAUUAAUGUCAUGAGGUUGGAAAUAUUAGGCAGCAGGUGAUGGCUAGAUGACCGGGUCAGAGCAUCUUCAAAACAGCAAGUCUUGUGGGGUGUUCCUGGUAUGUAGUGGUUAGUACUUACCAAAAGUGGUGCAAGCAAGGCUCAUCAAUACACAUGGGGAGAGAAGGCUAUCCCGUCUGGUCCGAUCACACAGAAGAGCUACUGUAGCUGAAAUUGCUGAAAUAAUUAAAUUGGGAUGUGAGCAUCAGAUCCAGAACAUGGAGCAAUGUUAGAAGGUUACCUGGUCUGAUGAAUCACAUUUUCUUUUAGAUCAGGUUGAAGGCCAAUGUGUGUGUUGUUUACCUGGGGAUAAUGCACCCUGCCACACUGCAAAAAAUGUUCAGGAAUGGUUUGAGGAAAAUGAGAAAAGUUCAAGGUGUUUCCUUGGCCUCCAAAUUCCACAGAUCUCAAUCCAAUUGAGUAUUUGUGGGAUGUGCUGGAACGACAAAUUCGAUCCAUGGGAGCCUAACCUCGCAACUUGCAUUGACUUAACAGAUCUGCUGCUAAUGCAUUAGUGCCAGAUAGCACAGGAAAUAUUCAGAGGUUUUGUGGAGUCCAUGCUUUGAUGUAUCGGAGCAGUUUUGGCUGCAGGAGGAGUGAUAUUGGGCUGAUUUUAAUGUUGUGUCUGAUCAGUGUAUUAUAUAGAUUGUAUACACUACAAUGUUCAGUUUUAAAAACAGGUCAUAACAUAUGUAACUUUGUGGCAUUUUCAUACCCUAUAUAUGUCUAGCAUAUUUAGAUAGUAAAAUACUCUAUAAACAACAUAACCAUUACAACAUAUUGUAGUGUGAUAAAGAUUCUCUAGAUUCCAUCUUCCUGCUUUGUGUCACAACAUUUAUAAGUGGUUUUAUAAAAAUCAAUGCUCUUUUGGUGUCUGCAGCUCAGCUCCUCCCCUGGUAAUUGGCAAUUGCAGAAGUGUAUUAGCCCAACCGUCUUUCAAUGUAGGUGUUAAGUUGAGAGAGCUAUGGGUUAGCCCUUAAAUCUGUAAGCCUGUUAGUUUUUACCCUCUUUGUCUUACAUUUUCUUUUUCAUCCUUCUCUUAUAGAGACUCACUUCCCCAUCCCUACAGUGGUUACUUCUCAUCUCUGUUUUGUGACUAAAGAAAAAGUUACCUGCGCUCUCUCCUGCAUCCCUAUGUAUAUUUAAACAAAUAGAGGUCAUUUAGUUACUCCAAAGGCCAUUGGAAGGAAUGCCCGCCUGCCAACAUCAAGGCAGACCCCCCUAGGCGGGUCCUACACUGACCUUUCACCUUGCUUCCUUGAGCUUCUGGCAAAGAUAUCUCUAAUGAGACAGAGAGGGGUAUUUUUAUAUAUACUCCUAUAUACUUAUUAACCCUUAAUAGGGAACACAUGGGAUGGGCGACAGCAUUGUAACAAAGAUGUGUGAUACAAAAAGUGAAUACAAAUACAAAAAGAUAAGUCCUGCGCUCACUCCCAUCACUCCUGAGCGGCAGCAAUGAUCACAAUACACAUCAGCAACCAUACAUAUAGUAAAAACCAAAGAAAAACUUACCUGCGCUCUCUCCUGAAUCCCUAUGUAUAUUUAAACGAAUGGAGGUCAUUUAGUUACUCCAAUGGCCAUUGGAAGGAAUGCCCGCCUGCCAACGUCAAGGCAGACCCCCCUAGACGGGUCCUACACUGACCUUUCACCUUGCUUCCUUGAGCUUCUGGCAAAGAUAUCUCUAAUGUGGCUGAUGUGUACUGUGGUCGUUGCUGCCACCCAGGAGUGAUGGGAGUGAGCUCAGGACUUAUCUUUUUGUAUCUAUACUGAACCCCAAUCUCUUUUACUUUAUCCUUACAGUCUUUUCCUGCCUUGACCUAGUUCCCUUUUUCUGUUUCAUCCAUUUUUCCCAUCUACAAAAUGAGUUUGCCAUAGUGCAUAGCAAUGAUCAUUUAUAACAAAAAGAGCAGAGAAAUGGACCAUGGCAUGUAUAUAAACAGUUUGAUGAUUACCGAUAUCAGAAGUGAAAUAUUCUAGUUAAUGUGAUUUCCAUUUUUGUUCUACAUUGGCCUGUUUACGUAUUGGUCUCUCUGCCCUUCUGGUCUUCCCAUUCCUUUUUCCUCAAAACGUCUAGAAAGACUUCUCUUUACUUGUAUGACUCACUUCCUAAAUUCCAACUACCUCCUCGAUCCUCUUCAAUCUGGCUUUCGCCACUUCCACUCUACUGAAACUGCUCUUAUUAAAGUUACAAAUGACCUAAUCGCAGCUAAAUCUAAAGGCCCCUACUCCAUAUUAAUUCUUCUUGACCUCUCUGCUGCCUUUGACACUGUUGAUCAUGGCCUUCUUCUCCUAACUCUUCAAUCUCUUGGUCUCUGUGACACAGCCCUCUCAUGAUUCUCCUCCUACCUCUCCCAACGCUCCUUAAGUAUCUCUUUUUCAAACAAUGUCAAUUUAAAAUACUAACCCUUACCCAUAAAGCCCUAACCAACUCUAGCCCCUCUUACAUUUCUUCACUGAUUCAUAGCAUAAGUAUGCCCCCUCUCGGUCUCUCCGCUCUACUGGUGUCCUUCUCCUGUCUGCUGCUUGCACCCUUACUGCAAAUUCACGCCUGCAAGAUGUCUCAUGGGCGGCUCCUUUCCUUUGGAACAGACUGCCUACCCCUGUCAGACUCUCCCCUAGUCUUAUAUCCUUUAAGAAGUCCCUCAGAACCCAUCUUUUCAAUAUUGCUUAUGGUCUCCAAAAGUAAGUUCUAUCUCUCAAACCUUCUUCUUGCUCUCUCCUAAAGGGCCACACUCCACUCUCACCUCCAGUUCUGCUACUUUCCCACCAUGUCUAUUUGCUGUCUCCCUCAAUACUUUUCCUAUUGUGUUUUUAUAUCUCACCUCCUCUAGAUUGUACGCUCGUUUGAGCAGAGUCCCCAACUACAUAUUGUUCAUGUUACAUUUCAUUUUGUUAUUGUCUCAUUUGGUAAAUUUCCCUUUUAUUGUAAAGUGCUGCGGAAUAAGCUGGCGCUAUAUAAAUAAUAAUAAUAAUAAUAAUAAUAAUUUAUAUCUUCUUUCGGUUUCCUCUGAUUUGUGUUUCCUAUGUCCUUCUAUUCUUUUCUCUCUUUCUCUGCAUCUCUACCCAUAUCCUUUCUAAUCCUUUUCUUUUUCAACAACUUUUUAAUAGGAAUAAAACAUUAUUCCUAUAUUUUCUGCCAAACUGACUUUCAGUUUUGGCUAUAUUUACGUACAAUUUGAAAUUCACAUUGAAAUCUGAAAUCUCCCUUUAGUAAAUAACCCUGCAUGUGUCUAUAUGUUUACACAGACCUCUCUUGAUGUUCCUUUGCUGUGUUCAGCAGCAUAAUUCAUCAUGUGCAUAUCAUGGCUAUUUAUGUGAAAUUAUCACGUGACAUUUCUCUUAUGGAAGAAUUCAUUUUAAUGUUGAGGAGUAAAUUCUCUAAAGAGAAAAUGUUAUUGAAUUACAGCAUGAAUUGUAAAAUAUAAGCCAAAAAAGCUGAUUUGGGAAAAUUAUCUGACUCCACUAUAGUUACAGUAUUUUAGCCUGAAUUUUCGUUUCACUACAAUUCUUUUAUAAAUAACCCACUAUAGUUGAUAGAAGUGUGCAUGGCCCUUGCCAUGCCGCUGGUAUUAAACAUUUUAAAUGCUAAGCUGUGAACAGAAAGCAAAUAUAUAUAUUUUCAUCUUCUUAACUUCUAGUUCUCAGAGUCUCGAAGACCUAGGAACUCGAAAAGGAGUUAAAAAAGAUCAUGACAGACUACGUACUCUAGUUUCCCCUGUAACGGGUCAGUAUAUAUAUAUAUCUAUGUAUAUAAAUGUAUAUUCCUUUCUGCACAGUGAAUAUACUUAAUGUUUUGUGAUAAAAAACAUACAUCUGAUUUUCAAUUGCAGUUUUGCUUAUUUGACAUGUCAUAAUGCAAUAUUUCUGCUUGAAAGAAAGGUGACUUCGAAUUAUCAUUAUAGUGCUCAUAGGAAUAUGAUUUACACUUCAUUGGUUAAACUCCGCACUGCCAGAACAGCCUUUAGCAAACUCAGAAGCAAUUUGCUUCUGGCUACACUUGUUACUGGAGGGUUAUAAAGGCCAUCUAUAUUUUAUUAUGGUAACACUAAAAGGUAAAUCAUGUCUAUAUAACAUGCGUAGCUUAAUUACCUAUUGUAAAAUACAUAGCAUCUUUUGGUAUCAUUAUUUUUUUCCAGCUGGAAGAAGCAGUACUUUGAUUAUUAUGAGAAUUAAAAACACUGCCUCAGAAGCCUGGUAGUAACCUCUAAAAUCCUUCAUAUCAAAGGAGGUUAAUUGGUAGGUAUAGUAAAUACAGAGUCUGCAGGGCCACCCCAUAACAUGCCCAUUUCAUUGAUAGUCUAGGCAGCUCCUGGCACAGAACUUCUCCCUUUAUGGGACUGCAUUAAUCAUCAGGGAAGAGGAAGGAUCUUCAGAGUAUCUAUCAUUUAUAAUAUGUUUGUAGUGAUGUGAUUGUAAGGUAUUGAAUGGAUCACAAGGCUAUUACCCUAAAAAUUGCAAUAGUUUAUUCACAAAACAGCGCAUUGUGGUGAGCUGUGAACUGAUUUUCAAAAUAUAGGCCAUAAUAGCUGAUUUGGUAAAUAAUUUAUCCAAUGCAGCAAUAAACAUGGGUUAGCUAACUUAGUCUGCAUUGUGCUAUUUAGUUUUCAAUUCACCACAAUUCAAUUACUUAUUGAAUAACAAAGUGAAUAACAAAAAUAUCGUUAAAGUAUUCAUACCUAUUGUUUGUUGAAAAACAAAACACUUUUUACUUAAACCUUUCUUCUCUUGGCAUUUAAAAAUAUGUUAGAAUAUUGCAACUGCAUACAUCAAAAAUAUAAUAGCAAGAUACACAAUACAUAUUUUAUAAGCAUUUUAAUCUGUUCUUUUGGAUAACUUAACUAUUUAAGGAAUGUGAAAUGAUUUUAUGAUUUUUCUUUUUAUGAAAUCCCACAAAGGUGUUUUAUAUAGUGUUUCUUAUUACAGAGUGCUGAUCUUCUUUUUAAUUAUAUAUAUUGCACCCUGUUCAACACAUGAUUUAUUGGGUAAUCUUAUUUGAGUUUAACUCCUCUUUGGGAACUCAUAAUAUCAACUUAAAAAAAAAAAAAAGAUCACACAGAACUGAUCAUGAAGGCAUGAGUAGUGGUUAUUUGAGAGUCUACUUAAUCUACUACUAUUGUCAUACUCACUCUUAUUGUAGUGGCCAUUUCCCCUCUUUUUAUGGUUAGUAUGUAUAAUAAAUAUAGAUGCAAAACAUAAAUGAACAAUCUCUUUUUUUCAUUUGUGUAACCCAUGGCAGCCUAUUUCCAUAAUUGUACCCUUCAUAGUUGCAAAAUGUUUGUAAUUAGUAUAGUUGCUGUUAUUUAAAAUUUAUAACAUUUUCCAAUACCCUAUAUCUCCCUUUAUCUCCGCACUAAGCUCCCCUGCUUCUCCUGUGCCCAGACUCUCACUGAUUCUUUUUGCCCCAGGCUCUCCAUGAUUCUACUCUACACGAUGCUCCCAGCUACUCCUCUCCCCCUGCUUCUCCUCUGUCCCAGGCAUAUUAGUAUAUACAGUGCAGAUACACACAUGCAUACACACACACACACACACACACACACACACACAUGCCAAUACACAGAUACAAACACUGAUAACAUACAGAUACCAACACUGUUUAUAUGUGCCUGUGUAUCUGUAUAAUGUCAAUGUUUGUAUCUGUAUAUCUAGAUGUGUUUGCAUCUUUGUGUCUGUGUAUAUGCAUGUGUGUCAGUGUGUGUGCAUGUGUAUCUACAUGUGUGUCAGUGUUUGUAUUUGUGUACCUAUGUAUUUUUUGUCUGUUAGUGUUUGCUUCUGCGUGUCUGUAAAUCUACAUGUGUGUCAGUGUUUGUAUCUGUUUAUCUAGAUAUGUGUCAGUGUUUGCUUAUGUGUGCCUGUGUAUCUGCAUGUCUGUAAGUGUUUGUAUCUGCGUCUCUGCAACUGCAUGUGUGGCAGUGUUUGUAUCUGUGUGUCUGUGUAUCUGCAUGUGUGUCUGUUUAUCUGUAUGUAUGUCAGUGUAUAAAUCUGCAUGUGUGUCAGUGUUUGUAUCUGUUUAUCUAGAUAUGUGUCAGUGUUUGCUUAUGUGUGCCUGUGUAUCUGCAUGUCUGUAAGUGUUUGUAUCUGCGUCUCUGCAACUGCAUGUGUGUCAGUGUUUGCUUCUGUGUGUCUGUGUAUCUUGAUUAGUCAAACAGUGCCACACAUGCAGAUACAUUGACACACAUGCAGGUACACAGACACACACACAUACAAAUACUGACACACAUGGAAAUACACAUACACACAAAAGCAAACAUUGACACAAAUCUAGAUACACAAAUACACACACUUGCACACAUGCAGAUACACAGAGACACACACACUGACACAUACACACAUGCAGAUACACAGACAUACAGAUACACACACUGCCACACAAGGAGAUACACAGACACACAGAUACAAACAAUGAUACACACACUGACACAUGCACAGACAAAACAGAUACAAACACUACAACAUACUUCUACAAAGACACACAUACAGGUCAACAUCUUAGCCAUCCUCCAUUUUCUUACCUUUUGGAUGCAGCAGGAUGCUGCAGGGUGGCUUCUGUUGUCUGGGGCUGUUGGGAGCUUGCACUGCAUGUCUACCCUAUCCUCUUGCUCCUUCCCUAAGUGCAUGGGACACCCAAUGGGCCCUUUCAACCUGUGGACCGCCAUUGUGGAAUUUUGUGUGCAUACCCCUGGGGGAACUGGAUUGUACUCCCAGAGGUAUGCGUACCACAAGUUUGGAACUGCUGCUUGAGAGGCGUUUACGAAGUACCAACCAGCAAUCAAUAACCAGUAUCAUGCAAUUGGAGCCUGCAAAUAAUUCCUGUAGAGUGCUUAUUUUUUUCAAAGCCCCCCCCCCCCUACUUCCUCCUACCUCCAUGUUACUUAUAAUGCACCUGGAAUCCCUCUGAAGGAAUGUAGAAAGAGAAAAUUGAGCCUUGGCAGAGAUUUUAUUUCUCUGCUGUGUGAAAACCAGCACUGGAGCAUAGGGGUGCAAUACGGGUCUAUUGGAGAAUAUGUAUAUUUGCAUUGUGUUAAUAAUAUGAACAUAUUCUUACCACUUCUAACAAAUGACAUGAAAUCUCACCUUUUUAAUUUUUCAAAAUAGUAUAAUAAAGAAUUGAACAACAAUAGUGACAAAGGCUUAGUAUAUUUAUUCACAAUAGCAUAACACCAGCCCACUUUCAAGCUGAAGCAUGUGUGUCUAAGAUCCAACUCCAAUGUUUCAACAUCCACUGAUAUCUUUCUCAAGGGUCAAGCCCUUAUAUUUUUUGCAUUGCAAGUUGGCCAGGAGUUCACAACUAGUGGUUAUUUCCUAGGCACAUAGCACAGUUGUGUUUAGGAGAUCCUUUUGCCACUAGUUUAGCAGUAAGUCAUUUCUUUAUUUUAAAGAUAAAGGGUGGGCUGUAUUCCAAAUACACAUCAUAGCACUCCAGUAUUAUAAAUACAUUUAUUUAUUAUAACACGCUGUUAAGGUUGCGACCUGGCUGAAAUUUAACCUGAACAGUCGGUAUUUGAGGCCGUCUGAUCAGACACAGUAUGCAUUUAGAUACACUGCCACAAGCACACACCGCAUUCACACUGACACACACCACCAUACACACUUAGAAACAGUAUACACACUGCAACACACAAAAUGGUACAUCUAAAGUCAUAGUACACACAUUGUACGUAUUUUUUUUGUGAAUGAUUUAGAGAAUUUUCCUCUUAUAAAUUAUUUUUUGUCUCUUAUGUCACGCUCUGUAAUGCUAUGCAAAUAUAAUUCUGAAAAAUUAGCAUGGCCGGUAUUUCUUUUCCAAGAAAGGUGGCAACCCUAACUGGAAAUAUUUUGAAUCUGUAAUGAUCAUAUCUAUGGUCAGUCUAUUUCCCUUUGCUUUGUUCAAACUUUAGUUCUUGAAACUAAAGUUUAACACAUGGCCCCUUGUCCUAUAUCAAUGUGUUCUUUAUUAGGUUUCUGUCACGUUGGGCUUAUACUUACUUGCAAUUAAUAAUCAUAUUCCUUCUCAGAUACCACUUUCCUAAUGUAAACAAUCUUAAUUUAGCUAGCCUUUCUUAAUUUAGAUCAGCUUCCUUAGAAAAUGAAAUCAGCCUCAGAGUAAACAUAUUACUUAUUACAUUCCUGAGGAUAAUUAAUGAUUGUAUUAACACUGGGCCUUCUCUAUUGCUAAUCAUAUCUUGUAAUAAUUGCCUCAUAAUUACUUAACUAACACAUGUAAAUUUUCAAUUCCCUCACUAAGUCUUGCAGACAACCUUCCAUCCGAGAAAUUGUUUUAAUUCCUGUAGAACAGAUUGAGGGUGACACUUCUUAAAAUCCAAGAAUUUAUUAUAAUUAGAAACUUUUGGCAAUUGAUUUAGUGUUUUGUGUAUGUAUGUAUGUUAGUGUGUAUAUGUAUAUAUGUGUGUGCGUGUUUGUGUGUGUGUUUAUGUAAAUGGUCUGGCCAAGUAUGCCAUUAAUUAACCUUUUUAUUACUGAUGUCUGACUGUCCAUUGUGAUAUAGUCAUGUCUUGAUUUCGGGAUAUGGGAAGAGUAAUUUAAUUUUGUGGAACAUAUGUGCAGCUAUGGCUUUCAGUGUUGCCUUUUUUGUGUGUGAAUGCAAUGCAACAUUUAAUGCACCAAGGGUAUGAAUCCUGCAUGUAAAAAAGGACCACGGCAAAGUUUCUACAACUGUAAAAAAAUGGCCAUUGGAAUUUUGACACGCUCUGGUUUAAACUUAAAAGGAAUUCAUUAGGCCUUGAACUCUCUCCCAUUUGAAGGGGAGACAGAACGAAGUGUUCUGUAUAGUGAGAGAGACACAAAGAGAUAUGGAUUGAGAGGAUAACAAGUAGAUCUACAUCAGACACAGAAGACAGUCUAUACAUUAAACAGCAUGUCACGAUGAAUUAAUAGCCAAUGUGUAACAUUUAGGAUAAAAGACACAAGAGAAAAACAAUCAUUAAUUGAUGAUUUUAAGUUUUUUUUUGGGGGGUGGGCAAAAUUUUGUAAUCUGACUCAAAACUAAUCAGAGCUAGUUGUUUAGUGAAUAAAUCCCCUAGAGAUGCAUAGUUAGAAACAUAGAGACAUAAAAAAACGGUAAGAGAAACUGAAUAACGUAUAAAUAGCAGAAAGAAUGGGAUUGAUGCACACAUUUAUUGCCAAUUACAACAGUGCAUCGAGUGAUCAGUGCAUCUAUAAAAGGUCUUUUCAUACACAAUAAAUGUUCAGUUUGUGACAAGGUCAAUUGUUUUCAAUAGAAACUAACAAAACUAUUGCCACAUUUAGUGUAUCAAUGCCAUAGUCAAUUGAAAGCCUAAAACAGAAAGUGAUGUUAAGAGCUCAGUCCCCAUUAGUGCUACAAGUUACCAGUAGCCUGCAGCAGUCUAGUCUGGCUGAGUCUAAUGAGAGUUGUUGGUUAUUAGCUAUAAAUUGGUUAUUUACAUUUACAAAAGUCAGAGGGAAUAUAAUUUUAAUUGUAAUGUUUUCGAUGUCUUGUAAUCACAGCACACCCUAAUUUACAUAUAGCAUAGAAACAGGACCUGCUCUGUCUGACGGAGGUGCGUCUGGCUGGAAAGACUAACAAAAGGAUAGACAGAAAGACGCAUAUGUUUGUUUUAGUAGCCUCGAAAUCGUGGCUUUCCCCUCUAUGCAUGAUUAGAAAGAUUGAAAUACAAUGGGACACCACAAUUGUAGGUAACAUUUAAAGGUUUAGGGCUGUAUUUGAAAUGGUUUGAAUUCUUCUGAUUUAUAAUGUAUAGCUGAAAGGGGAAGGUACAGAGAUCCAGUUGUCAUGCCUAAAGCCUCUAGGACAGGUAUAUCUGAUUCUGAAUUGUGCCUACGAGAACUGUAGCUUCCAGAACCUUUACAGUAUUAAUAUUCGUUUUCCAGGAAUUCUAUCAUGACAAAGUAUUAAUGCAAUAAAUCACUUUAUAUUGAUCCUGGUGUAAUAUAUACUGUGCUUUGGGGGUAUAUGACAAGUCUGCAUAUAUUAACUCAUACAUAUUCCUACACAUACAUGAUUUCUAAAAUAUACGUGAUGGCAGUCUAGAUCCGUAAAAUUUAUAUUUGUAUUUAUUUAUUUAGAUUGAUUAUUAUGCGUAUAAGGUAAUAAAUUGAUGGUGUGUCCAUAAGUUCACUAGAGUAGAUGAUGCUAUAGUAGAUGUGCAUUACGCAUUUUUAAUUGUAAUGUUAUGCUUAUUUCUCUCUAGAUAUAAAAAAUCCAAACAAGAAAUCAAACGGGGUGUGGAGCCCGAAGUAUGGAUUACCCUACCAGCAGCACAUGGCGGCACUAGACUAUCAACAUAAUGUUUACAUUCCAGGGACCCCAACAUUAUCAUCCAACAAGCAGGGGCUGUUCAUGGACCACGAAGAAAAAAAUAGUUUUUCCACCUUUGGAAAAAAGAGGAAAAUGACAUCAUGCUGUGAUGUGCACGAUGAUAUGAUAAUUAACAAUGACCUGAAAUGAGACAAGAAUGGGGGGUUGCUAUAGAGACGACAAAUAAACACUAAGUGAAGAAUUUGUUCUCACUUGACGAAGGAAGAGAAACCUCAGUUAUAAGAAUAAAAUAAUCAUUACUAUGCCAAGGACACUGUCUCAACUAACCUACCUGAUGUCUGUUUUGUGUGAUAAUUUUGAAACACAAACGGUGACAGGCCCUGAUCUAUAAAGUGCAAUGGGACAAAGAGAUCUAAAAUUAAUCUGUAACACUUGAAAUGAAGGGACAUUUGGUACAGUAAUGAAGACACCAAAUAAAUAAAUAAAAAACUCUGUACACAGAGACAAUGAAAAUAAAUGAUAGAGAGGCGGCGUGUUGAAUAAAUGGACGGGAUGCAAUUUCAUUUGGUAAAACAGAUUCAAUGUGGGUGAGAAUGAAAGAAUCGUCUAUGUGUAAAAAGCAAUUUUCUCCAUCUGCAGUCAACCGAAAGACUUCCUUUAGGACUGAAGUGAAUGAGAGGACAUCCUUUCUGAAAUGUCAUUUCUAGUUUGAGCCUUUGGCAAUUUCCAUUUAGUGACAGUUCUGUCUUUCAUUGUUAAUAUGUGAAUGUACCCAGUGAAUAUAUAUCUAUUUUUUGUACUGUAUGCCUUUUUCAUGUUGAGCGAAUGUAUAAGACGUGUCUGAAAAUCAAUACCUACGUAAAGAGUGAAAUCAGCAGAGCUGAAUAUAUAAAUUGUCACUGCGUAUGUAACAAGGAGGAAAAUAAUUCUCCAAAAUUGUAUGUAAAUAGUAUGCUAUUUUUCAGCAAACACUUGUUUUCAAAAGAGUACUGCACUCACUGUGAAGUCAAUAUGCAAAAAAAAAAAAGAAAAAGAAAAUGAUAAUAAAUAACAAUUUUUAAUACAGCAAACAUUUUUUGAGAAAAAGCCCAAAAUCAAAUACAAUAUACCCUUCUUUAAAAGGAGUAUGUGUGCAAAUAUUAAUUUGUUCUACGGAAGGAGUGUACCAUUCUACGUAGCACUGAUAUUAACACAGUCAUGAAAUAAUCCUUCUUUAAUAUUAUUCCUUCCUAAAGACAAAAUGUGAUCACGACACACCUGGACACAUGGUCAUAGUUGGACAUGUGAUCACUACAAAUCUGGCGUGUUAGAAUGCUGAAAUCUUUUUAGAUUCAGUUUGUGUUGAGGAUUGCCUUCAUGUUGGAAGGUCAUUGCAGUGGUACUAUGACUAUCUGAAAUUCACAUAUACACUGGUAAAUUUGGUAAUGUGAUGGUAAAUAUUUUGUUUUUGUUUUUCCCAUUGUCCAAUAUGAAGUUGAAAAGAAAUAUCUGUGUGGCCAAUAUUCUAAUUAUCACUGUUUCGUUCUCUUUAUGUCUUUGGAGUAUCAGCCAUGCCUAUAAUCGGUUUCUUUGUAUUUUUUUUUUUUUUUUUAACAAGUCUUUGG
Molecule: messenger RNA, 49087 nt
Organism: Pelobates cultripes (western spadefoot toad)
Lineage: Eukaryota; Metazoa; Chordata; Amphibia; Anura; Pelobatidae
Source: the annotation of a GenBank genome assembly